Messenger RNA from Podarcis lilfordi (Lilford's wall lizard), 65851 nucleotides. Lineage: Eukaryota; Metazoa; Chordata; Lepidosauria; Squamata; Lacertidae. The record is from the annotation of a GenBank genome assembly.
GGAACCUUUCCAGUUGCGAACAAUGCAAGUUGCUGGUAGCCAGCCUCUCUGCAGGCUCAUUGAUUUAGGAUCUUCUCUUUACUGCCUUCCCUUACGCUUGGACUGAGAGUGCACUGGCGGCCACAGUUUCCCAGGCUGUGAGCACAUGUCAAAUGGCUAACCUUUUGGCUGUCCAUAUUUCUCAGGACAAGAGCUGCUUUUAAUUCUAGCAUUUCCUGCAGGAGUUUAAAUGCAGGAGUGAGCUGUUGCGAGCAUUACAUUUUUGCUCCAAGCGAACCAUUUUUUUUAAAAAAGUUGUUAUUAAUGUUAUUAUUAUGACUACAUUCUGGAUGGAAGAUGCAAAGUGUUGAGUGGAUAAAUUUCUGUACAGACUGGAGGAUAAGCAGACAACGACAGAAGAAUAAGUUUACUUAAGAAGCAUCAGUGAAGGAAGAUUUCCUCCUCCGUGAAAGUCGACCCAAGCAGUGAAAAUGAUGAUGAUGAUGAGGCAGGUACAAUGUGUAAAAAUAUGGAGCGUAAACAUUAAUUCAUUAAUAGGGGGAAAUAUAUAUAUGCAUGAUUUAUUAUAUGUGUGUGCAAUUUCUGAUUGAUAUAUGAAUUAUAUUCAGUGUGUGUUUUUGCAAAGUCUCAAAGAUGGUGAUUGUCAGAGUGUGAUCUUCAUUUUCAAAGGACAUUUGUCACACCUUGGGCUAUAGAAAUGAGAAAUAACUCUUGUGACAGAGUCAUUUCUGACACUGGGCAUCCUAAAACCUUAAGGAUGAACCAACAUUCACCUGUUUGAUAUCCAUAUGAGGGUGGGCGCUGAGAAGCUGGGGCUGCACAUGAAGCAGACCGGACUGAUAUAAUGCUCAGCAGUAGAAUGAGCUACGGUGUCAUACUACAGAUUUGGGGUGGCAUUUUCAAAUGUUCCCUAUAUAAAAAAUUUCCCUGACAAUAGAAAACUGGCAUAAAGCUUUUAGCCCAGAUGUCUGCCUGCUGUGCUGGUGUUUGUUUCCAUGGUGUUUGUAGCAUAGGGAAACAAUAAUAAUAAUAAAAAAGUCCUCCAUCUGAACUGGUGGAGUCCUUUUUACCAUCUCAUAAUCCCCUGCAUGUGCAGAUGUGAACAACCACCUAAGCGAAACUAUUUUAAGCCUGUUGCUUAUGAAAAGUGCAAAAGUACAGGCAAGGAAAUUAAACGGAAGGGGAGACAGAAAAGAUCUACUGACGGUUUGCUUAGACAAUAUAUUAUUGCAGUAACCAUAGCACUCUCAGUGUACUUGAAAGGGUAGAGAUAAGACAAAAAGACUGAUCUCUCUCACGAGGAGUCUACAAUCUAAAUGGUAAAGAAAUGGAUAAAAGUUUUUCAUGGAAGAAGGAAGGAAAGUAUGCUGAUCCACAUUAUUCUGUAAGGAUGCAAACUGCACAAACUUUCUGUAGCAUCAACAAUGGGUGGGAAAGUUUGCUCAGAACAAAUCGUCCUCUGUGACCUCAAAGAUGUUGGUUGUAACUUGCUCUUCACGUUCUAUUUUAAUCUGGCUGAGGAAAGAGCACGCACACACACACACACUCAUACCCGAUGAUUUAAGCAUGUAUAAAUUUAGAGGGAGAAUUAAAGAGGCAUGCAAGCUAAAAUUACCAUCUCCAUUCUUAGUGAGAUAAAUUCAAGGAAAAAUGAGGCAGCAAAGUGGCCUUUGCUAUUGAUGAUGAGGAAUUCACUCGUUUUGCACACUCCAUUUUCAUAAUGGGUUCACCUACCUAUAAAACCUUGAACAUUUGCCUAGUUUUGGUGAAAUAUGUAUCAGUAGAAUUCAUUUGACUUAUAGGCAUUAACAAAAGAGGAGAAAAAGCCAGCCACCAGAAGCUGAAAUCUGAUUUGUAAGAGAGAGUGAGAAAGUUUCCUGUAUUCCUCUCACCCCUCACCCCCAAUAUUUUGAAUGCCUUUAUAUGAUAUGUGCAGAAUCUACCAAUUUGCAGCCUCUCUGUGCAUUUUUGUAGAUGCAGGUAGGUACCUGUCAAUAUAGAGAUGUUAAGGCUGCAAUCCUAUACCCACUAAAAUGGAGGUAAACUCCAUUUAAUCUGAUGGAACCGUUUUGAGUAGACUGGGGCUGUCAGUGGCAUCUCUUCUGAGAAUUAACAGUGCAAAUCUAAGCAUGUCUACUGAGUAUUCGGUAGGGCUUUCUGCCAGGUAAACGGGCUCAGGAUUGCAGCCUCAACGUUUGAAAGCCAUGCUAAUAAUUCCAGGCUGCAGUGCAAGUCAUUUCCUGGUAGCCUUGCACGCACGGGAGACGGGCCUCUAGGCUGCCAUCCUGCACGCACUUACCUAGGUGCAAGUCUCCUGGGACACAGUGGGGAUUGCUUCCGAGGAAACGCACCCCGGCCAAGCUUUGCUCAUGCCAACUCCACUUCCCAUCCUUGUAAAACAUGCCAGUCGAGGGCUUGAAAUUACUUCUAAUGCCCGGGAGCGCAAGAGGAGCAUCCAAAUGCUGCCCCUCCCUCUCCCCCCCCUAAAAAAAGCAGCCUGAGAAAGAAAACUUCGCCCCGAGAGUUUCUUGCUGGUGUUUCCCGGCGCGGAUUUGCAAGGGGCCGGCGCCGGAGGAGUGCGCGGCAGCCAAGGGGUUAAGGCGGCGAGCCAUCUGGCGGAGCGGGUUUCUUAUAGCCGCGCAGAUUCAGGUUCGCGGGCGCAGAGGUUGCAGCUCGUCUCUCGGCUCGUAGCCGUGCAAGUUGCGGGGGGCCCCUGCUGCUGCUGCUGCUGCUGCCGGCGGGCGAGCGCGCCUCUCCAAGGGCCGGAUCCUGCGCAGCCAGCUCGCUCUCUUCAUGUCGGCUUCCCUGCAAACGGCCCCGCGGAUGCCAUGCUCACUUCUGCCACGGUAAGGGGACGGGGGUCGCGGGAGGGAGGGAGGGAGGGAGGCGAGGAGGGGGGCCGAAACAUCCCCACCCCACCCCACCGGCGCCCCAUUCCCUUGGCCCGAUGAUGUUGGGCCUCCCUCGGGCACGGGGCUUGCCUACUCGCGAGUAAAUGCCACGCCGGACUCGCAGCCCACGCGCGGGGCUUCCCAGGUUGGGGAGCUGGGUCCUCUUCCGAGGGAAAGCGGGAUGUACGCGAGGAAGUCUGGGGGGGGGGGUCCCCUGGAUUCUCUCCCCCCCAAGCUUUGGAGGAGACAUCGAGCAAGCUCGGCUCCUAACAAAAGCAGGCGGGGAAGGAAGACGCGCGCGGGGGAUUCCCCCCCGCCCCCCCUCCCCGUCUCUGUUACUCCAGGUAACUCCGAUUCCCGCGGCCCGUUCCAGGUGUGGGUCGUCUCCUCCCUCCCCUUUCUCGAAGGCGGGGACACCCCCCCCCCCAAAAAAAAAGUCCCGCAUGGCGCAAAUCAUUCUCCUCUCCGGGAAAUCGAAGGCAGGCUUUGCGCGGCCGCGGGUCGGCGGAGUGCGCCCCGUCCUCUGCGCGGGUGCGGAGGGGGAAGAGCCCCCCGUCGGGGCGCCCGAGGGAAAGCGCGCGAGAGGAGCCUCCGCCUUCCUCCUCCUCCUCCUGCAAAGUCGCCGAGUUUCUCGGGAGCUUCUUCGGGAGACGCUCAGCCCGAUGGCUUGCGGGCAGGGAGAGGCGGCGAGAGGCGAGCGCAAUCCUGGCAUGGUUUGGAUACUUUUCAGAUCCAGCCCUUUAAUCCUCCCCGUUAAAAUAAAACUAGGAAAGGGCGAAAGUUGGUCUGGAUCUCGAAAUAGCCGGGAGAUGGAGAGAAGAGCGGGGGGAUGGGGGGACGGGGACGGACAGACGGACGGCAAGAUUUGGGUUUGAAUGAAGUUUGCUGGCGGGCGGCUUCCUCGGUCACUUUGCGCGCAGCUAUUUGGAGAGGCGAGCAGCGUUCCCAGCGCCUGCGAUGCGGAGGCUGCGCGCUGCGCCCGCGAGCUCCCUCGCGGUAUAGCAGGGGCGAGGCGCGUGCGGGAGAGUCGGACUCGAUGGGUGAUCUUAGGUAGGCUGUAUCUCCAGAGAAGUCUUCAAACCCCCCUCCACCGCCCCCAGCAUCCAGGCAGUUGGGGGAACCACGUGCGUGCAAGAAAAUGCAAGCUUUGCAAAAACAAUUUUUUUUAUAUAUAUAAAAAAACACCACAUUCCAGGGAUCCAGCUGCACUGUUGCAAAACCACAAUAAUGCAACGUAAUCUGUAAUCUCUAAACACGCCUCUUAGGGAAGAAGCGGCAAUUUGGAAGAGCAGUAAACCCUUUUAUAGCCUGAAGUAUUUCAGGGUAUAUGUGUAUGUGUGUCUGUAUGUUGAAUCUCUUUCCCGCUCCCAAAAUAAAUCAAAAUUCUCUGCACAUAAAAAAAAUGGCACACCUGGGAAAAGAUUAGGCUGAAUCCUGUUCCCUCACCUGCUCCUUUUCUUUCUCUCCCACACACGUUUUUGUGUGUGUACAGGUCUGGUUUUCUUGUUUCUGGCAAGCUUUUGCUUCCUGUCUGGAGCGGUGCUUUCCCGACUCCGGGGAAGCUUUGCCACUGGAGUCUACUGACCUCAUUAUCAUUAUACUACCUGCAGAAAGUAAAUAAGGUUGGGUUGUGGUGUCUGCCCCAGCUGAUGGUAGCCUAAAGACAGGAAGACAGUGGCAGGAAACUACAGGUGGAACCGAUUCUUGCUGUAGUUGGGGCUGACAUGGAAGCAAAGUGAAAUUGGAGAGGUAUGGUGCAAAUCUGGUCUGGAGCAUAGCUGUCAACUUACAGAUUUGAAAAUAAGGGACCAGCAGCCUCGAAAAUAAGGGAUCAGUCGCCAAAAUAAGGGAUCAACAAUUACUUUGAUAAAAUACAUAUUUUGUUGCAUGCAAAUGGCUUUAGAUACCUAUUAGGUCCAUAAAUCACCAUAUAGCAUAUAUUCAACACAAAAAACAGCAACAAUUUGUUGUUGACAAAGGACAGCUGGACAUAGAAAGGGCCCCAUUACCUUCAGUAGCUUAUUUAAGGGACAUCAUCAAUAAGGGACAGCAGCGGGACAUGGCGCUGGGCUAAGGGACUGUCCCGCCAAAUAAGGGACGCUUGACAGCUAUGGUCUGGAGGUUAAAGUGAGCAGGUGUGCUCACUGGCAUCCACCAUACAGGAGGGACACACUUUCAGACUCGAAUGUUUUGACACUGCUGAGAAUGCUAUCAAGGGAGGUUGUAGCACUUCCAAGAGGUUCUUUGGGCUCAGGCCUGCGCGGAGCGUAUCUUAAUGUCCCUUCUUAAUGUUCAGUGCUAAGACAAGCCACGGUUGUUUGCUCAUGAGGGACAGCUUUCCCUGGGCAUUAGUUCUGAGAGCAGGAGGGAAGGUGGGGGUGUGGGAAGGCUAGGAUACGGAGGAAGGGUGGUCUUCUUUGUAGUAAAAGCACUUAAAAGAUCUGUGCAAAUUUCCCCUAGGCGUGGGGAACGAACAGUGAAAGGAAUGGUCCACGCUUGUAAUAAAGAGGAAGGAAACAUUGAAUGGAAAGAGAACGUAAAGGCAACUGGGGAACAAAGGUUGCUCACAUGAUAUAUAGUGUUAGGUUCUAGUACUGAAAAUACCUUUUUUAUUUAUAAACACUCACUCGCUAAUCCUUUGUUCCCCACUAAUAUUCAGAGUAAUCUCUCCUUGUUCCUUAAGUAUGCUCUGGAAGCAUAUAAACCAGUUAUUAUCCUGAUUUCAUUUCAACAGUGUGGCCAAAGCAGGUAUGAGUUGAUACUUUCUGGGGCCACAUAGGCACAGUAACAUUUAGAUAUUAACUUGAAUUUUAAGAUUCUUGGGUGUAUGUAGCUAUAUAUGCUCACAGUAAUAUAAAUAUGCAAAUAAUAAAAGUUAUUUAUGACUAUGUAAAUAAUAUGACAGCUUUUAGUAGCCACCAAAAAGAAAGCCUUCAAGACCUGAUUUAUGCUUACAGAAAAGCCCAGUGUAGUCUUCUGGGACUGCAGCACUGUGUGUGUGUCUGUGUGUGUGUGUGUGUGUGUGUGUGUGUGUGUGUUUGUAGCCCCAACUCCACACAAAGCUAGUAAAAAAGAAAAUGCACUAGAUAAAUUGACAGACUGUCAUGUCUCCCUGACAUGACAUUAGUUUUCCAGAAGCAGGACAUUAUUUCGGAUGUAGGAAAAUGUUCAUUCUUGUGAUUCUCUCACUUAAGUAAGGACCUGGAAUUCUGAAGUGGCAUAGUCUUUUUCCUGAAGAUAUGGAAAACCCUGGGGGAAAAGUGUCAUGGUACGUUGGAAAAUAAUAGGCAUAUUUUAUUCUUUCAUGCAGUGACCUAUUUCAUCAGGUAAUUCCAUUGUAUUCAAAUUGCAGUGAAUUGAUUUGCAGACUUGAGUUGGGGUUCGCUGGAGGAUAAAACCAGUUAAGGAGUAAUCUUGAAGUUAGAGGCCUGCAAUGCACGUCACUGCUAAUCCUAAUGUCAACAUUGCUGCAUCAGUCUGAGAGCCUAUGUGGUAUGGUAUCUGAAGACUUGAAUGGCAGAGAUCUGGGUCCAAAUUUCCAGUUAGCUACCAAGCUUACUGGAUGACUUAGGCAGGUUGCUAUUUCUCAGGCUAACCUACCUCAUAAUAUUGUUAUACAGUCAUACCUCAGGUUACGAACGCUGUGGGUUGCACGUUUUCGGGUUGUGGACCGCGCCAAACCUGGAAGUACCAGAAGGGGUUACUUCCAGGUUUCGGCGCAUGCGCAGAAGCGCCGAAUUGUGUCACGCGCGUGCGCAGACGCGGCGCUUCAGGCUGUGAACUCUGCGGGUUGUGAACGUGCCUCCCGCAAAGAUCAUGUUUGCAACCAGAGGUAUGACUGUAAUGGAUUCUCUGGAGAGAUGAUGAACAAGAGGCUGUUUGCAGGUGACCUGUGUUUAGAGGGACACACAAGGCUGCAAAUGGCAUUGUGUUGUAAGAUGUUUGUGGUAAUAAUACAGGGUGUAAUAAAAGGAUAUGGUGGUACUGUAGUUGAUAUCUGAGGAUAUAGGCCAGCUGCAGUUGCUUUUAGAGAUGGUGAACUCUGGCAAAGUGUGGUAAUAGAACAAGGAAUAAUGUAUUGCUUCACCAUGGAAGUAUAUUUUAAUAUAUUUGCGAAGGAAGUUUGUUUGGUGAUAAACAAUCACUAGUACUGGAGAAGAAGGAACAAAGGGCCAAAUGGGAACUUGGGCUGGUAUUUAAUAAGGAAGAAAACAUGAGGUAAACUGGCUAUGAUGUCAGAAUAUUUUCCCAUCAAAAUGUGAAGGUAGAGAAAACUGUGAUGUUUAAGUGCAAAGAACUGCCUUGAUGGAACAGACUGUCCAUUUAGCUGAGCAUUCUGUUUCUAACACUGACCAGUCAGAUGCUUCAAGGAAGAUGAUUGCCAUUUUACCCCCUGCAUCUGGUACUCAAAAGAAGACCACUGCUUCUGAACAUGGAGAUUCAGUUAGGCAUCAGAGUUAUCAAUGAAAGUUGCAUCUUCCGUGAAUUUUGUCCAGUUCUUUUUGUAAAGCCAUUCAAAGCAGAAAUCAUCUGUCUGACAGUUAAGAUGUCCCCAACAGGAUCACUAGUGUGGGAAGAAGCCAUCAUCGUAGAGGGUCAUCUAGUCCAACCUUCUGCAAUGCAGGAAUCCGGUCCACAGCUGUCCCUGGGUGGGUUCAAACUACCAAGUUUCCGGUUAACAGCCAGACCCACUGACCCUUUGUGCCACAGAGAUCUGAAUGGAAGCAGCUUGUACACUGGUGUUGGUAAUAUAUGAAUUGCCCCAAAUCUAGUCUUUCUCAUGAUAGAUUUGCGUGAGUGAUAAAGUAUAAUAUUAAAAUUUCACUGCAGUGUGCUUCAUCGAGCAUUUAACACAUCUAUCAUCUGUAUACAAAAUAGCUCAAAGGAGUGAUUUGUGUGUUGGACUAGGACUGGGGAGACACAGCUCAAAUUUCCACUGGCCAGUGAUGCUCACAGGGUGUGAGUAUGAGUCUGUUACUCUCUCUGUCAGCUUCAUCUACCUCACAGGGUUGUUGUGAAAUAAACUAUAGAGGUAGGGACAACCAUGUAUGCGGCAUACAAACAUAAUACAGUGGUACCUCGGGUUACAUAUGGUUCAGGUUACAUACGCUUCAGGUUACAGACUCCGCUAACCCAGAAAUAGUACCUCGGGUUAAGAACUUUGCUUCAGGAUGAGAACAGAAAUCAUGCUGCUGUGGCGUGGCGGCAGCAGGAGGCCCCAUUAGCUAAAGUGGUGCUUCAGGUUAAGAACAGUUUCAGGUUAAGUAUGGAGCUCCGGAAUGAAUUAAGUACUUAACCCGAGGUACCACUGUAAAAACAAAUUAGGCAUUUGGUAGCCUGGGUAGUAGAUGGUGAACUAGAAGCUAAUAGCUAGACAAUAUAUUUACUAUCUCAGCCAGCUGAAAUUGGAGGGACAGGAAUGUUUUGUAGGCAAAAGGAGUCAAAUUUCAUGGAAAGAUGCACAAAGCCCACUUGAGAAGUUUUGCUCAUCCUGUUAAAAUGCCCCAGGCUCCCCUCAAAAUCCCUUCAAUUGCUUUGCUUGAAUCCACCCCCUGCAGUUCAUAUCAGAACUUGCUUCAUUGGCAGCCAUAGUUCUGUUCAGGAGGAGCAGGUACUGGGUUUGAGGCACAAAGUUAAGGCAGUAAUUUCCAAACAGUGUGAUAGGGCACACACUAAUAUCUGAAGGGUCUGGCCUAAAGGUCUGCCGCAUAUUUCCACUGUGCUGCUGGUCAGAAUGGGGAACCCCAGAGCAGCAUUGAUCCUCGCUCUCCUUGCAGUGAUGUUGUCCCAAGGGAGCCAUGGUAUUCUGUGAGGCAGCUUGCGUUGCAGCUGACCAGUGCAGUGGAGUCCCAGAAGCAUCCUCACUUUUCCAAAAGCACUUGAGCUUGGAUUGAAUGGAAGGGAGAGCAGGACAUUAAGAGACAGUAUUACGUGAGCUGUCUUGAAGAUGCAAGGAGAAUGCCUGCCUAUUUCCAGGGUGGGGUGGGGUUGGGGCAGAGCAUAAUACUGUAAGAGUUCACCAUGUGUUAUCAGGAACAAGAAUCCAAACCACCCAAGUGAAAAUGUGCAACUCCGUUUCUUGAUUUUGUUGUUUAGUCAUGUCUGAAUCUUUGUGACCAGAGCACGCCAGACACUCCUGUCUUCCACUGCCUCCCGCAGCUUGGUCAAACCCAUGUUCGUGGCUUUGAGAACACUGUCCAACCAUCUCAUCCUCUGUUGUCUCCUUCUCCUUGUGCCCUCCAUCUUUCCCAACAUCAGGGUCUUUUCCAGGGAGUCUUCUCUUCUCAUGAGGUGGCCAAAGUAUUGGAGCCUCAUCUUCAGGAUCUGUCCUUCCAGUGAGCACUCAGGGCUGAUUUCAUUCAGCGUGGAUAGGUUUGAUCUUCUUGCAGUCCAUGGGACUCUCAAGAGUCUCCUCCAGCACCAUAAUUCAAAAGCAUCAAUUCUUUGGUGAUCAGCCUUCUUUAUGGUCCAGUUAACCCGCAGAUUUAUGCUUGGAACCUGCUAGUUCAGACCAGCGUGGCGUUAUUAACAACAGACCACUCAAUAGGCUGCUGGGAGAGAUUUGCAAUGUAUUUUGAGGGCAAAAUCCCCCGGAUCUGUGCCAAACUGGAAGCCACAGCUAAUAGACGUCCUUGGAGCACUGACUAGUUACAGACUGUGGUAUUCAGUUUCGGUUGUUGUGGAUGCUUGCAGAAGUAAGGUCAGAUAGAAGCCCUUUUGAUCCCUUCCCAUAAUGGUAGAUGAAAUCUAGUAGGGUAGGGAUUGAUUGAAUGGAUGGGUCUGUGGUUUAGUUCAGGCAUAGCAAACUCUGCCCUUCAGAUGUUUUUGGGACUACAAUUCCCAUCAUCCCUGACCACUGGUCCUGUUAGUUAGGGAUGGUGGGAGUUGCAGUCAUAAAACAUCUGGAGGGCCGAGUUUGCCUCUGCCUGGUUUAGUUAAUGCCUUUCUAUGGGAGGGAUUUAUGCCCAGCCCUCCCUGGGCCCAGAGGUUUUAGAAAACUACUACCCAGUCUUUAAUAUUCCCUUUCUGGGUAAAAUGAGGGGGUGGGUGGUGGGCAGCCAGCUGCAGGUGUGCAUGGAGGAAACAGUUUAUCCAGACGCAUCAUCACUUGGUUUCAGGCCUAGUUUUAGCACCGAAACAGCCUUGGUUACCCUGAUUGAUGACCUUUAUCGGAAGAGAGAUGCAGGGAGUGGAAUCCUGUUGGUUUCCCUUGAUAUCUCAGCAACUUUUGUCACCAUUGACAGUGGAAUGACGCAGGUGGUUGGGAGUUUUGAGGCCUGAUGCAAUAGUGGUUCCACUCCUACCAGCCCCAUCCCUUCUGGAAAGUAGCUCAAGGGGCAUGGCCAGAUAAUAAUGGUUCAUUUGGAGGAAUUCUACCAAAACCCACAUCUGCAAGGGGCCCCAGAUGCUUAGCUUUUUAAAUAUAUAAUUUAAGUCUCUAACACCACUUUGAGGUUUUUUACAAUCACAUGAAAGAAUAAAUAACACCCCCCCAAAAUCAUGUCCACUUGCUGUCAUGGCUGGCAAUGUCAACCUCUCCUUUAAGCAGGCAGGUGAGAGGACAAAGUAGUCUGUAUAAUGCAAGCUUCUUACUCCUUCCUUCCCUCCCCACCACCCGCUUAAAGCAGGAGCCUGGAGCUGCUUCAGAUAGCACUUUUGCCAAACGCUUUAAGAGAGCCCCAUUGCUCAGAUGAGAGUGCGGAGAUUGUCUUGAAGAGCUUUGCAGAAGCAUUCUUUGAAGCAGCCUCCCUUCUGUAAACAUCGCUUGAGCAAUGUUUACAGGAGGGAGGGGGGAGGCUGCUUCAAACAGUGAUUUUGCAAAGGGCUUUCAGACAGCCCCCUGCACUCCCGCUCCUGUUUGAAGCUCCAGAGGCUCACACAGGGGUGCGAGCGCUGUCUAACCUUGAAGGAACUGCAGGUUCCCAAGCGCCCAGAACCUGCGCAAGGGAUUUUGAGAGGUGGGUGGGGCCCCCCACCUGUCAAAUUUGGCCUGAGAGGCCAGUCCUGAUAAGGAUCUGGUCUGUGGAGCCAAAAAGGAUCCCCACCCCUGUUAUGAAACAAAAUGUGCAGGCAGCUAUGGGAUGAGUCAGCCUGGCUGUUCUCCACCCACCCCUAUAGGUGCUUUUGGCCAAUGAGUGAAAGCAGAGCUGUGAUUGACAAGUGAGUUUUUUUAGACACUGGGCUAUAGGAAUCCCUCCCUGGGGCACUAAAGAGUUGCUUUUUCUUCCUUCCUUCUAGUGCAUUUUUCUUUCCUGCUUCCAAUUCCUUUUAGAAUCCUUGCAAAAUCUGUACUGUAGUUUGUCUUCCCUCCCUUGCUAGCAACCAAGAUUUGUCUUUCCUGUGCUGGGCUUGUCUGAAAUCAGGUGCUCACUAGAAGCUGUUUUCUGCAGAAACUACUGCACAUUAAGUACGGACGGACGUUAAAGAACCUCCCCACUCAAAAGCAAAUCAAAGUGUAAAUUAUCUGCCAGAGAUUUAUACACGUUCCCUGUUGUGCAGGAGCUAAAGUUCAGGUGCUCAUUAAGAAUUCAAUGUGUAAAAUAAAAUAAAAACAUUUUAUAGCAUUUAAAAAUCCUGAUAAUGAUCUCCCGUUAAUGGUUUUGCUCCACAAGUACCCUUGCCUGGCAGGGAUGUGUUCUUGAAUGAUGAUAAUGACUCUAACUUGCCGAGAUGGAGAUCGGUAAAUAUGUCUGGGUUUCAGAAACCUUUGAAACCUUUGUCCUUUAUAUAUGUAUAUAAAGGUAAAGGGACCCCUGGCAGUUAAGUCCAGUUGCAAACGACUCUGGGGUUGUGGCGCUCAUCUUGCUUUACAGGCAGAGGGAGCUGACAUUUGUCCGCUCUGCAGACAGUUUUUCCGGGUCAUGUGGCCAGCAUGACUAAGCCGCUUCUGGUGAACCAGAGCAGUGCACGGAAAUGCUGUUUACCUUCCUGCCGAAGUGGUACCUAUUAAUCUACUUGCACUUUUUGGCAUGCUUUCGAACUGCUAGGUUUGCAGGAGCAGGGACCGAGCAACGGGAGCUCACGCCAUCAUGGGGAAUCGAACCGCUGACCUUUUGAUCGCCAAGCCCAAGGCUAAGUGGUUUAGACCAAGGUGCCACCUGCGUCCCAAUAUAGGUAUAUAGGUACUAUACAAAUGUAAGACUCACACCUGUUUCUCUGCCCAGUUUUGCCUUUGGCUCCACUUACCCCAGACAUAUGGGACACAGGUGGCGCUGUGGGUUAAACCACUGAGCCUAGGACUUGCCAAUCAGAAGGUUGGCGGUUCGAAUCCCCGCGACAGGGUGAGCUCCCAUUGCUUGGUCCCUGCUCCUGCCAACCUAGCAGUUUGAAAGCACAUCAAAGUGCAAGUAGAUAAAUAGGUACCGUUCCGACGGGAAGCUAAAUGGCAUUUCCGUGCGCUGCUCUGGUUCGCCAGAAGUGGCUUAGUCAUGCUGGCCACAUGACCCGGAAGCUGUACGCCGGCUCCCUUGGCCAGUAAAGCAAGAUGAGGGCCGCAACCCCAGAGUCGGCCACGACUGGACCUAAUGGUCAGGGGCCCCUUUACCUUUACCCCUGACAUGUAAUUCCCCCCAACUGGAAGGUUGGUUAUGCGCAUAGCUGUCAACUUACAGAUUUAAAAAUAAGGGACCAGCAGCCUCGAAAAUAAGGGAUCAGCAGCCAAAAUAAGGGAUUUUCCAGGCACAGGUAUGUUCAGCUUCUGAGCCCCUCUGAGCCAAAGGCAGAAAGCCCAGCCAGCAGCCAAACGAAACCUCAAGCAGUGGUUCCCACAGUGCAGCAACCCAGCAAAGGGGAUGCAGCAAGGAAAACCACCGUCACCUCUCCGCUGGGAAGCGCUGAGCAAAGGCGAGUCCCCAGGCAACACGGCCGAUUUGAUCGGCACAAGGCAUGCAAGCUCCACCCCCCAGUUGUUCUUAGACUCCUUAUUGGGUGAGCAACGCAGCCAAGCAACACAGUUGGAGCCUCCCUCGUCCCUGGCCGGCAGGCAGGGAGGGAGAGGAGCUGCUUCCUUUGAAACGCGGGAAAUUUAAGGGACAUCAUCAAUAAGGGACAGCAGCGGGACACGGCACUGGGAUAAGGGAGUUUCCCGCCAAAUAAGGGACGGUUGACAGCUAUGGUCAUGCGGGAAUGCAGUCCUUGGGCUGAGAAAAAUGUCCCAUAUCCCUGCUCUAGCAAAACAGUAAGGUCUGGAGGUUCCAUAAGGAACUACAGGACCGGGAUAAUAUGGGGUCAUGUCUGCUAGUCCCAGAUACUUCAUCAUUCCCACAUAGAUUUGGCCCUGAAAGACCGAGGGAAAGGUGGGCCCAUGGAGGAUAGAAGCAUCUGCUUGGCUUCCAGUUUCCCAGCUUUGUGGAAAGAAUUGGCUUGAGCCAACAUGAGAGACGCUUAACGCUCAUCUUAAAUUGGCAGUGUUUUUUGUUCGUUGGGUUUUUUAGCUCUUGUUUUUAAAGGAAAUUUAUGGAAAUACUUGGCUUUGUUUAGUGUGUAGGGGGGGAGCUCAGGUUGGCUGGGGUGUUUUGGGGUGCAGAUUUUAUUGUGUAGUUUCCAAAUUUUGCUUGUAUGCCUCAAACGUUUGCUGAGCCGCUGCCCCACCCCCGCUAUCCUAUUCCCAAAGGAGUAGGCAUUGUACUCAGCAUCCAGUAAGUGCUCUCUCUCUCCCUCCAAAGACUGUAAUCCUGGAGGAGGAAAAAAAAUAAUCAAAUAUUAAUCUGUGAUUGUGCCGCCUUAUUUUGUCAAUAGUUUCCACCCACCCUUGAUAAGGUCUAAAAUGUGUAUCACUUAGAAAGCUAUUAUUCUUCAGAUUGUGCGGUAGGGUUGGGAAAGACUGGAUGGUAAACAAAUCUCAAGUUCAUAUUUCUUUUGCCAUGUGCUCACAAGGUGACAUUAGGCAUGUUACCACUCCUUCAGCCUCAGUCCUACAUCUGCAGGGUUUUGUAAGUAUUGACGCUUUGGAUGGUCUAGGGAAGUUUUUAAUGGUUGAUGUUUUAAUGUAUUUUUAGCCUUCUGCUGGAAGCUGCCCAGAGUGGCUGGGGAAACCCAGCUAGAUGGGCAGGGUAGAAAUAAUAAAUUAUUAUUAUUAAAAUAUUAGAUAUCAUUAUUGGUCUGGACAAUUGUUUUUUCUCCUUAUGAGAUGCUCUUCUUGGUUUUAUUUCCUACCAGCUAAACAGCAUUUUGGUUAGUCAUUUUAGAUCUGGAAAUAGUUCAGGAGGACUUCAAUGUGCCAAAUAGCAUACAGGAUUGCAUCCUGAAACUUCGCUGUAAAUUAAAUUCAUUUGCUUGCCUGUUAAUCAGAAUUAACCACUUCCUUAGUGCCAUCAAAAUACCUACCUUUGGUAUGUGCUUUUGUCUAAGUUUUUUUUUUAAUUUUUGGUAAGUCUUGGUCUAUAUUUUGUCAGCUCUGUCCAGUCAUUGGUCUCCUGAUGCUCAGCAAAUGCAUGGAGGGAAAGCAGGGGCACAGAUGCUGUCCUUGCCACAAAUAUUCCCACUGGCUCUGUUAAGUUGUGGGUGAAGAUAUCAGACGACACAGCGAUUCUUCAAACAGCUCUUGUUUAUUCACAGGCCAGAACAGAACUGAACUGAAGGGUUCAGUCAGCCUGCUUAUAUAGAGCUCCAGUACAACGUAACUGUAACUGUAACAAUUUUCUAAAACUAUCCAAUCACUGAACGUCACUUUCGAUCCCUUAUUUGCAUAACUAUCUACAGUAUCCCCCUGCUGGCCCAGGGUGAGAACUUCAGUACAUAACAGGCUCCACUUCAGAUCUCUGCAUACUGAAUGUGAAGACCUGCAGGGGUAUUCUAAGCACUGAAGAUGUUCAGAAUCCCUCCUUAGACCUUUAUGCUGACCAUGCAAAGAUUGGGAGUGGAACAGGCAAGGCUGUGGCCUCUCCUGCUUUAUGUGAUCUUUAAAUACAAGUAGACCUAAUGGCAAAGUAGGUCUUUUUCUCAGAGCAACAGAAUUUAGUUUGACUUUCUUCUUCGUGGUGCACUAAAGGGCUCUAUUUUUGAAGCAACCCACAAUUCUAUGCUAGGUAAAAUGGUUGGACUGUUCUUCCCUCGGACUUCCGGGGUGGCGCCAUCGGCAAUGGCGGACUCCCUUUGAUAUGGAGGGACUAGCUCCACGCGAAACGGGUCUUUUCCGCUACGGCGAAGCGGGGACCCAUUCAAAAAUCACAGGCGGAUGAAGCCUGUGACCAUGGGACUCGGCGGGCACCUUUAGCGCCCCCCCAACCCGCAAAGGAACCCACUAAUGGGCUCCGGAGCGAAGAGGGGCAAGUGGCGCGGUGCUGAGAGUCAACUGCUUCUUCCGUGGAGCGAAGCCGCACAGCCGUUGCCGGAGAGCGCUGCCUUUUUCCUGGGACAAUUUGGCUUCUAAAAUAAUCACCCGUGAGUACUUAAAUUUCGGACAAUUGGACUUUAAAUAAGGACUUGCGAGCAGAAAGGAAAAUUGGACUUAAAAGUUUACCUCAAUUUGGCACUGAAACGGGAAGGUCUAAACAGGAAGUCAGCCUUCCGUUUCUUUGUAGAUAGAUUAAAGCAAAGACAUCACAAACUAGAGCUCAGAAAAUCGCUUGUAAAAGAUUAACUUUCAUCAUUUAAAAUUGUUGAACCCCCUUCGGAAGCAGGAGAAGAGGGGGGAUUUUUUCGGACUGUUUAAACCUGCAGAAGUGAGUGUAAAGUAAAGUAACUUUCCACUGUCCUGAUCCUGGAGCGGGGUGUCAGGACUGACGUUUUUUGAAGCUCAUUGACCAGAGACAAACAUUUUUGACAGAUAGCUAUAAGAAGAGAAACAUUGAUUCCAUUGUUCCCCUUCGCAUUUUAAAGGAACAAAUAUUGACAAAAUAUCUGAAAAAGGAAACUUUGUUGUUAGACUUGUCUUUAAAAGAAAGAACAAAUAGAAGUUUUCCCCUAGAGGAGACUGUGAAACUGUAACCAACUCCGGGAGCUUGCAGCUGUUACAGAUUACAAUCGUGGGAAUAGACUCUGACCUUGCAGGACAAUGUAUUCAGAAGCUCUGUUGUGUGCUUUCUGUAAAACAAAUGCCCUACUGGAACAGCUACAUGAGAAGACGGACUUGAUGACUGAUGCGAUCAGAAUUUUUGAACAGGCAGUGGGAAACUAUAUGGAGCCCACCCAGGAAUUAAAUCAGGAGUGUGCCCUGACAGAACAGAUGAGGGAAGAGGAUGUUGCUGAAUCUUGGGCGCCAGAGAUGGAACGAGCUGUGGCCCAGCAGGAACAUGAGCUUUUGGAUUUGACAAAUGAACUUGGAAAAAGCCAGAUUUGGAAAGAUAAAGUUUGGUUUGGUUUGGAAAUGGGGGGGUUGGAUAGACCCCCCUAUGCAGGGAUGUUUGGACUUUUCAAGUCUGGCAAUGGGCCGUGAGAUGUUUGGGGUUGUGGGGGCUCUUAAUUUUGGAGGGAUUUUGAAACAUGUUCUUAAAUACCACAUGGAGUUUAGUGUGGACUAUGGAAAAGGGGCUGAUUUGUCGAGAAGGGUCAAAAACAUUGUUAAGCUGGAGUUCCCACGAGUGAAAGGAGCAGGAGACAAAGGAAAAUACAGCUAUAAAUAUGAAGAAGAGCCGCGGAAGGGACAUGGAAGGGACUUAAGGGCCUCGGAUACAAGGUUACCAGGUUAAUGCGCUAGAUCGAUGGGAUAAUAAGGACUGACAAAACCCGGGACCAGGAGGAAGGGAUGCUGGAUGAAGAUUGGAUUGUUUUUAUUUCUUUUUUUUUACUACUAGGAUUGUUUUAUAAAAUUGAUGAAUGUUAGAAAAAUGUUGGAACGAAAUUACUUGGCUUUAGCAAAAAUGUUUAAAUAAUUAUGUAAGAAUAUUAUGGUUAUGAGAAGUUGGUAAAAAUAAGAUUUAAGUUUUAAGCUUUAAGGUUCUUUAUAGUAAGAUAAGAUUAAAAUAGAUUAAGGUAAUGUAAUGACAGAAUAUUAUGAAAUAUGGAAAGGAUUUGCUGCGAUAAUUAAUAACUAGGAUACAAAAAAAGGGAGGAGGAGGAGGUCAAAGAAAGAAGGUAAUGACAGUUGAGGAUUUGAGAAUGAUGGAUUUUUUUUGAGUGUUUGUGGUGUAUUUUUGUUUUUUGAAUUUGUAUUGUUUGAUGUGGUUUGUUUUUUCUUUGUUUUUUCUUUCUCUUUUUCUGCUUUGUUCUCUUUUGCAAUUCUAAAAAAAUUUCAAUAAAUAUCAUUUAAGAAAAAAAAAAGGACUGUUCUUCCCUAGAGCACUUUAGUGUUGCUGGAACAUGCCUAUCCCAUAAUUUGACCAGGAUGCUCUCCUCGUCUCCACCAGGAGCUGUGAAUUGAGUAUUGUGGGCCAAGGUAAGGUUAAACAGGUGCCCUCACUACUACUGAAGGCUUAAAAAAAAUUUCCAGCAGGCAUUCUGAUUUUAAUAGUUUUACAAAUAAUUUUUUAUUAGUUUUUACACAUAUUUUCCUGCAUAACAUCCUUUUAAACAUCAUUUUGAAUUUUUUGGCUAUCACAGCCUGAGACUUCCUUCAACCUCUACUGAUGGUUUUCUAAAGUCUUUCUAAUUAUGCAUUUUGUUACUAUAGUUAUUGCCAUAAACUCAAAUUUGCAAUACAUCUAUUCUUAAUUCUCUUCACAAUAAUUUAUAAAUUACUCCUUACAAAACUUCUUUAAAACCCUACAAACGAUGUCAAUUGAUUACAAUUGCUUUCCAGAUAUGUCAAAAACUUCUUCCAUGCCUUUAGGAAAGUCUGGUCCUGCUGGUUCCGAAUUUUCCCUGUUUUUAAUAGUUUUAACUCAUUUUUUGUUUUCAUUGCAUCGAGCUUCUUGUGUACCACUUAGCAGUGUUAGAAACUCAGAUAUAUCAGCUAGGUGACAAAUGGGUCCUUAAACCAGGGUUAAAGUCACCAAAACGGAAUGUCUAGUUGCCAUUUUGGGGCAAGACGGCUCUAAAGUUUUAUUUUCCAAAUGAUGGACUGACUGAUUAUCAGACAGUAUAUAUGUGGACUGUCACUGGAUAAAGGGACUUUUCUUCUUUAAGUUCUCCAAGUUCUUAACUUAGCUCAAGGUUGUCACUUAAGCUAGAUGUUUAGGUGACAACUUUCAGCUAAGUUAAGAACUUGGAGAACUUAAAGAAGAAAAGUCACUUUAUCCAGUAACAGUCCACAUAUAUACUGUCUGAUUCCUGCCUCUUUUUCUUAAUUCUUCUUCCACUGUGGUCUAUGAUUAAAUGAUUUUUGCAGGUUUUUGUGGUGCUUCAAAUACAUAUAUCGGGGGGGUAAUUAUGACUCUAGCAUACUACCUUGAACUCUUGUUGUCGUAAAGGUAAAGGGACCCCUGACCAUUAGGUCCAGUCGUGACCGACUCUGGGGUUGCGGCACUCAUCUUGCUUUAUUGGCCGAGGGAGCCUGCGUACAGCUUAGUCAUGUGGCCAGCAUGACUAAGCCGCUUCUGGUGAACCAGAGCAGCACACGAAAAUGCCGUUGACCUUCCCGCCAGAGUGGUACCUAUUUAUCUACUUGCACUUUGAUGUGCUUUUGAACUGCUAGGUUGGCAGGAGCAGGGACCGAGCAAUGGGCGCUCACCCCGUCACGGGGAUUCAAACCGCCGACCUUCUGAUCGGCAAGCUCUAGGCUCUGUGGUUUAACCCACAGCGCCACCCACGUCCCUUGUUGUCUUACCCACCGACAAAAUGUCACAUGUAAGCUGUUUUUAAAAAAAUCGAAUUUAAAGUUACAGAUAGAAAGAUAGAUACUGCACAUAUUAACAAUUCUGUCUCCAGCCUUAGCUCUAAUGUUAAAAAAUGCUGUUACUGUUAAUAGCUAUUCCCUGGGGCAGGGGGCAGAUGUUGAGAGAGUGGAGGGACAAGAAUAUUGCAAAGUUCCUCAGGGGUCAUUCCACAUCAAAUCAAGGCAAAAAACAAGGGGUUUGUCACCCGCCAUCCUGAAGGACCCAUCUCCCCUCCAUUGACUCCUGGCCCGUAGAGCCCCUAGACAGUGGAAUUUGCUGAGACGGAAACCCAUAAAACUGCAAAGAAGUCUCCUUCUCAUCCCAAGGCUGGGGUCACAUGUAUCACAUUGCAGCAGAGGUGGGGGCCCUAUUGCAAGCCGAGGGCCACAUUCUCUCUCGACCACUGGGGGAACAUGCCAAUGGGAAGGUAGCCAAGACACAAGUAAGACAUGGUUAAAGUAAAGGCACCCCUGACCAUUAGGUCCAGUCGUGGCCGACUCUGGGGUUGCGGCGCUCAUCUCGCUUUAUUGGCCGAGGGAGCCGGCGUACAGCGUCCGGGUCAUGUGGCCAGCAUGACUAAGCCACUUCUGGCGAACCAGAGCAGUGCAUGGAAACGCCGUUUACCUUCCCACUGGAGUGGUACCUAUUUAUCUACUUGCACUUUGACGUGCUUUUGAACUGCUAGGUUGGCAGGAGCAGGAACCGAGCAACGGGAGCUCACCCCAUCACGGGGAUUCGAACCGCCGACCUUCUGAUCAGCAAGCCCAAGAGGCUCUGUGGUUUAACCCACAGCCCCACCCACGUCCCAUAAGACAUGGUUACCCACCCACAAACCAUGUGCACCCACACAUGUGCACAAACGUGCCAUCUCUCCCCACCCAGCAAUUCGGGUUGAAAAACAUAUUUCACAUUUUGAAGCCUAUUUGCUCAUGUGGUGGCAUGUGAUCUUCCUGGAGCUUGCAGCUGGGGAAGGAGGGUUAUUCCUUCCCCCUCCAGCUGCACUUUCCAGGAAGAACAUUCCACCCACCCCCACAAUUAGGCGUGAACAAAUUAGACUCCGGGAACCAGCAGAUGACUUUUUCCCCCAAGCCUAAUUGCAGUGUGAGGGCAGUUUCGGGGUGUGUGCACGCAGCGAAGCGGGAGGGGAAGGCGAACAUUUGCUUCUUCAUCUUGAGGAGUGGAUCAUAGACCUGGAGAGCUGGAGGAAUCUCAGCUAAAGCAUCCAUGAAAGAUGACCAUCCAACCUCUGCUUAAAAACCUCCAAGCAAGGUCCACAAUCUCUCGAGGGAGUCUGUUGCAAUGGCAAACAGCUCUUCCUCUCAGAAAGUUCUUCCUGAUGUUUAGUCAGAAUCUCCUUUCUUGCAACUUGAAUCCAUUGAUUUGGGUCCUAGCCUCCGGAGCAGGAGAAAACAAACUUGGUCCAUCUUCUUGCUGUGAGCUAGAUGGGAAGAUGUCAUGGGCCACAUGCAGCCUGUGGACCAAUGGUUUCUCUGCAUUUCAAUAAGCAUGACAUGACUGCAUCUGCGGCUUGUACGUGUGGCAAAUGUAUUUUGGUAGAAGGUAAUUGGGGGACGCGGGUGGCGCUGUGGGUAAAACCUCAGCGCCUAGGACUUGCUGAUCAUAUGGUCGGCAGUUCGAAUCCCCGCGGCGGGGUGAGCUCCCAUCGUUCGGUCCCAGCUCCUGCCCACCUAGCAGUUCGAAAGCACCCUUAAGUGCAAGUAGAUAAAUAGGUACCGCUUUAUAGCGGGAAGGUAAACGGCGUUUCUGUGUGCUGCGCUGGUGCAGGCUUGCCAGAGCAGCUUCGUCAUGCUGGCCACGUGACCUGGAAGUGUCUCCGGACAGCGCUGGCCCCUGGCCUCUUAAGCGAGAUGGGCACACAACCCUAGAGUCGGACACGACUGGCCCAUAUGGGCAGGGGUACCUUUACCUUUACCUUUAUUACUAAAAAUGCUCUCUUUUUUUGCAACUCUUAAUUAUUUCAGCAUUUGUUAUUAGAUUUCCACCCACUAUCACUGCUGAAAUAAAUGAGCAUUUGUUUAAUCAACAGUGGUCUUGUUACUUCAUGUAGCUUACUAGUUAUCCUAAACAGUUUAUUUCCUACAUUGGUGUUUACUAUUUUGCAACAGUUCUCCUCUCUGGUUAUCCUCGUUUUUGGUUCCAAGUUAUUCAGUAACCAUCUAAUUUUUCCUUAUAAGCCUUUCCCUCCUGGUUUCUCUUCUAGGAAAUGCCUGCAAUUUACAUUUAUAAAAGUCAAUAUUUAAGCAUUGCACUUACAAUAUCCCAUCUUUAUUGUGCAUCAGCAAUGGUCUAUUGAGCACAUUGGAAGUUGUUCUGUGCAAGAUUUGUUGAAAUGAACAGCAGCUGCACAAGAGGCCCGAUUCAGCAGUAUAUAUUUCUAGAAUGUUUAAAUUGUGUUGCUUUUGAUUUUAUGUCACUUGAAUAUUGCUUAAUUGAUAUAAUGAUAGGCUACUUUGAGAGAUUCCUAAGAAGCAGGGACAAAAUGUUGUUAGGUAAAUAUGCAAUGUUGGAGAACUUUGUGAGGGAUCAAGUCUAUUACAACAACAACAACAAUCUUUAUUAUGGUCCAGAGACCCAACAGAUCUAUUAAGAUCCUUUGAACAGUAAAUAGAUUUGCAACUUUCAGUUCUGAUGGCACCUGUGCAUUUAUCAUAACGUACAGUUUGAGCCAGAGGUUUUUUUUCCUCCAAACCAUUUUCAUAUUAGAAACUCAUUUCUAGUAUUCAUUUCCCAGAAUCAUAUCCAGGACAACUAUUCCCCACUACAUAUUUUUUUUUAUUUUUUUUUGCCAUACCGCCAUACAGAUUUUGCCUGGUUGUGUUUUAUAUUAUUUUCUCUCAUAUGUAUUUGUUUGGAUUUUUUUCCAGCCUAGAAUGUUUGAUUUUCAGCCAUAUUUUUUUAACCUUCCCUGAUCCGUUUGUCUUGCUGUUCUUCUGGUUAUUGCCCUAUUGUUUACGACGUGUCCCAGAUUAAUGCAGUCUGUAAAUUUUAGCUAUGUUCCAUUGACCCUCGUCACAUUGAAAUAAUUCAGCAUCUUGUUAAAACAAAUACCAGUGGAACUUCUGAUACUUGUGGUGUACCCCCAACCACUCUCCCUGUCUUGGGACGUUAUUGUUUUUCAUUACUGCGAAUGCUUUAGUGCUGCCCAUCAUUUGAGUGUUGAGUGGGUGGGUGGGUGCAUUGCAGCAUUAGAGAACUUGUGUCUGGGGUUGCAUUUGUCUGAAAGCUGCAUUUUAUUACUUUAACAGCUUCCAUGCACCCACAUUGCCUCCUCUUCCCUCCAGACAAACCCUGUUGUAAACUGAGAUCAUUUUUUCUUGCCUUUGGGUAUGGUCAUGUCAUUUUCCCUUUUUGAAAAUAAUAUUUAUUACUUUUCCAACAAUUUAAACACUACAAAAAAAGAAGAACAAUACAAUACAAUACAAAAACACUACAUAACACAUUCAACUAAGAAAACAAAACAAAACAAAAACAGUUUAAAACACAUCAAACAAUUUCAAUAUCUUAUCUUUCAUUGACUUAUUUCAGUGACCUCCUCACACCUCCCUUUUUGUAUUCCACUUCUGUUAAUUGUUUCAGCAAUUCCUUUCCAUCUUCCUCUGCUUUCUAUCCUUUAAUUAUCUUAACAGAUUCUUACCUUAUUUUUCCCUUUAAUACUCUAUUAAUCUAUUUAUACUUAGUCAUUUUCCCUUUUUGAAUUCCUCCACCAGCUCCCAGUUCCCCUCUACUGCCUCAGACCUCAUGCCACAAGCUUGUAAUCUGCUUAGCGCAGAUGUUAACACCUCUGUAUCUUUGUAAGCCUUUAGAAAUGGCUGUCCCCUUCGUUGCUCUGUUGCCCAUGUGUGCAAUGGGUCUGCUUAAAUAACUGUUCUAUAAAAUGUCCUCUUUCAGUUUGGGAAAGUAUGUUUUGAGAGGUGGUGUAUAAGUAAAUAACUUAUAUUUAUUUUAUUAAUUUGUUCAAACUUAGUACUUUGCCAUCAUGGCCUAGUGGGCUUUGAGUAGAUUUCUUGCCUAGAAAGGUGGUGUGUGUGUGUGUGUGUGUGUGUGUGUGUGUGUGUGUAUACACGUACGGUGGCUCACAACACUUCAUCUCUAUAUAGCAUUAUCAAGAGACUCAAGAUAGGAUGCAACUGUAAUUGUACUGCAGACAUUGCAUUGCAGAGGGUUGGACUAGAUGGCCCUGGAGGUCCCUUUCAACUCUACAGUUCUGUGAUUCUGUAAUUCUAUGAACAGGGUAACUUUUUGGAUAACACUAAAUAGCUGGAUCCACUUCAGUCUGGGUUCAGGAUUGGUUUCAGGACUAAAUCAGCCUUGGUGGCUCUGGUGAGUGUCCUUCAUUCAGAGAGGGAUGAGGAAUUGUGACCUAUUAACUCUUUCUGAUUCUCUCAAUGGCCUUUGACCAUGGAAUAGUAAUAAUAAUAAUUUUUUAUUUAUACCCCGCCCUUCACGGUUUAAAAACCGGGCUCAGGGUGGCUAACAGCAAAUAUAAAACAUUGAUUAAAAUGCGACUUAAAAACAGCAUAAAACAGCAUAAAAUACAACAUAAAAUGCAGCAUCAAUAUGAAUAAAAUUCAAAAAUUCAGAGGCCAUUUUUUUUUUGGGGGGGGGGGACCAAAACCCAGUCUGUAGACAUCAAAUGAUCACCAGGGCUAACUGGCCAAGUUGGUCCUACUAGGGCUAUCAAGGAGACCCAGAAAGGGUUUCUUCAUAGAAAAGGGAAGGGAAAAGGGGAAAGAGGAUCAGGCUAAUUCAAAUUGAUGGCCAGAUGGAAUAGCUCUGUCUUACAGGCCCUGCGGAAGGGGAUCAAGUCCUACAGGGCCCUAGUCUCGUGGGACAGUGCAUUCCACCAGGUUGGAGCCAUCACUGAAAAAGCCCUGGCCCUGGUGGAGGAUAGUCUGGCUUCCUUAGGGCCCGGGACCUUUAAGCUAUUAUUAUUCAUGGACCUUAGGGUCCUCUGCGGGACAUACCAGGAGAGGCGGUCCCGUAAGUACGAGGGUCCUAGGUGUUCUACUGGAUUGCCUGGGUGAAGGCUCAACAUUCUGGUGGUUCUGUUCUUACAAUUGAAUCUAGACAAGAGGACUAGUGGAGUGUUGUGUUCCCCAUGGCAUUUGUGCCAUGAUGUUCCACAAGCACCAUUUCAUCCCCAAUGUCAUAAAGCCCAUUGGGAGUGGUCCUUAGGAGUUUUCUAGGCUUAGGAGUCUGUUUCUCCAUAACAUCUGAACCAGGAGUGGUUGCAAGCCAUGGACCAGUGCCUCACUGCUGUGGCAAAACCUUAUGCACCAUAUUGAUCACCACGAUUAUCUGGAAGGGUGCUGCCAGCUGUUCCCCAUGUCACAGCAGCCCAACUGGCCUCAACUGGAAGCCAGGCAGUUAGCAUUGAUGGUCCCAUGUUGUGGAGCACUCUUCCAGCAGAAGUUUGGCAGGCUACUGACUUUCACAUGUCUCUUGAAGACCUCUUAUGUUGAUGGGACUAUGCAGCUCUUGAAAGAUUAUUUUUGUUCUGUUUCGUUGGUGCUGUGUGUUUUUUUUCUUUAUGUGCUGUGAAUGUGAUAUUUUACGUAAGUUAGUAGUAUGAAAAUACUUCUGUUAAUAAUAAAAUUAACAAGUCUUUCCUAGAGUUGGAAGGGACCCUGAGAAUCCUCUAGUGCAAUGCAGGAAUAUGCAGCUAUCCCAGAUGGGGAUGGAACCUGCAACCUUGGUGUUAGUAGCACCAUGUUCUAACCACCUGAACUAUCCAGGCUGAGCUUAGUUGAUUGCAUUCCUGCAAGCGUAGGGAAGCCCAUGGUCCCCCAGACAUUGCUGGAAAACAGCCUCCUUCCCCCCUGACUGUGGCUGAUAGUACAGUAGUUACAGCCCAGCAGCUGGAGGGCUUUAAUGUCUUCCUCACUUGUAAGCCACACUCGUGUGCAAUAUUCAACCUGCUAUGUUGUUUUCGCUUUUUAAAAGCUGGUGUAGGACUGUUUACUUUGGUGCUAUUUUUGCGCAGGUGAUUGCAGUGUGAACAAUAUGCCACGGUUACCUUUGAACAUGGGAGUGGUGGUGGUAGCUGGAUGGACCUGUUUGGUGCUGUUCCUUUUUGCCUUUAGGGCGAGAUGCAGCUCUGGGAAGCAGGUGACUCUCGCCCCCCCCCAUUUCUCAGCCGGCCGUUUAAAUGGUCAGCCCUAAUUUCAAAACAGUCUUCCUUAUUUCUGAUACUUGCAUGUAAGCACUAAGGCGAGCAACUGCAAGGACUUAAAAAAUGUGUGACAUGUGUAUAGCCAUGCAGAACUUUGGAGAAGGCUCAGGCGGGACUCUCAGAUAUCAAGCUGUGCCAUGGAGACACCGGGAGACGGUUUGUGUGUUUGGAGGACCCAGAAGAACAGAGUUCAAGAGCAAGCUCCAGAUCUCAGUAUCUCAUGCCACUGCAAUAUAAGGGGGAAGGGAGAGGCUGUUCCUGGAAGAGGCUGUAGUGACACCAACUUCACAAUGCCCUGUGGAGGGAACCACCUGCACAGGUGUCCAUGGUCACCCGUGUUUAUACGAGGGAAGGAGAGAAGGUGUGGAACCACAUCACCCUUCUUCAGCGCUUAUGGUCACCAUUGCCGCAUGACAUGGAAUCAUGCAGUGACUAGGAGGGAUGCAACACAAUGCUAAUUGCCAAAUGGGCAUGAGGGACAAUUUCAUUUAAAACAAAUAGAGGUGCAGUGAUGGAAGAGUUGGAAAGGACCCCUUGGCCAUCUAGUCUAACCCCCAGCAAUGAAAUCUCAACUGAAGUUAUUAUUCACUUCUAUGUCACAAAGUAAAAUGCUUCACUUGGGGACACUGUUGAGGUAAGGGCCAAGUUUUCCCUGACGACAAUUUUUCCCAGCUUGAGGGCUGUCAUACUCUCAAGAUAUCCUCGAAAUGUACAAAGUGGCCGCCGAGGCCAUAUAACACCAGUUCUGAAAGACCUACAUUGGCUCCCAAUACAUUUCCGAGCACAAUUCAAAGUGUUGGUGCUGACCUUUAAAGCCCCAAACAGCCUCGGUCCAGUAUACCUGAAGGAGGGUCUUCACCCCCAUCGUCCAGCCCAAACACUGAGGUCCAGCUCCGAGGGCCUUCUGGCGGUUCCCUCCCUCCAAGAAGUGAGGUUACAGGGAACCAGGCAGAGGGCCUUCUCGGUGGUGGCCCUGUGGAACACCCUCCCAUCAGAUGUCAAGGAAAUAUCUGACUUUUAGAAGACAUCUGAGGGCAGCCCUGUUUAGGGAAGUUUUUAAUGCUUUAUUGUUAUUAAUCUGUUGGGAGCUGACCAGAGUGGUUGGGGAAACCCAGCCAUAUGGGCGGGGUAUAAAUAAUACAUUAUUAUUAUUAUUAUGCACAGGUCCUCCCUACAGAGAAACCUGGCCUGUCGUAAUGAGGGGAAUUUAAAGAGCUCAAAACAGAGUCGUAAGAUCUAGCAGUCAGCUUUGUGUCCCUGAAGUCCUCUGGAAUUUAAAAAAACGACUCUACUCUAUUCCAUGCAAACAGGCAUGGUGAGACUUAGGCAGUGAGUCCCACAGAGUGGAUGCUACCAGUUGGAAAAUCCCUGCUUCUUGGGAGGGCAGCAGGCUCUGCGCUGAACCUUGUUUGAUGCAGUGGGGACUGAAAACAUUUUACUGCCUGCAGCAUAACAUGCAUUAUGCCCUCCUUAGUAAAAAUAUAAGAAUAAACCAAAUAGUUUGCAUUUUGCUUCUCUUUAAUUCUAUCACAAUAUCCUCUGCUCUGGGUGAGUGGCCUUUCUUUGCCUAACUAUAGCGCUGGCUCUGGUUUGAUGAAGGGAAGUUGUCUCUAAGGUAUUCUCCACCCGGACUAAAUGCUAACUGCUACCACUGAAUGAUCAGUAUUUUGUGUGUUUUGAUUAUUUAAAAUUAUAUAUAACUUGUCUGAUGUCAAAUUGAGCUCAAGAAUUUAUUUAAAACAGUAAUUUCCUUCUCAACAAUAAAUAAACAACAGAAAACAAACAGCAACAAUAUUAAAGCAAGGAGGAGCUGACUGCCAUUUUAUUGCAUUGCAGACUUAACAAUUCACAAAUCCCUAAGGAACAUGACCAGGUCUUACCUGGUGUUGAAAAGGAGUCAAGGUUGGCGUCAGAUAAAUAUUUUAGGGGAGGGUAUUUAGAAUCCAGGGCACCACCAUAGAAAUGGGUGUUUUUUUAUCUAUAUAUCCCAGGGUUCUGUGCAAAUAAUUUUUUAUUCACAUUAAUAGUUUGUCCUUGGAUAGUGAAUGCUGAAUUGGAGUGUAAUUUUUUUGGGGGGGGGGGGAGACAAUCAUUUUUCCCCUCCUUUUCACAUCCAGAAUACUCAGCAUAUGUGGGACUGUACAUGCAAAUUGUAGGGGCUGCCUUACAGAAGUCUGUGAAGACGGGGAUUCCCUCCGAACUGUUGUUAUCCGGAGCUGGGGAACGGUCACUUCAUUGUGUCUGAUAAAAUACUGUGAAUGGGGAAUGGGUCUUGGAAUGUUUGGGGGCAGAGCGGAUGCCAUGGGAAUGUGUAUCCAAUUAUGUUCUAUGGACUGCGCUGUGGUCUGGAAUAGGGGUCCUUUCUUGUGAUACAAAACAUCUGGCAUCCAUAAAGUGCUUUCUUUUCCUUUGUCACACAUGCACAUGCAGUCAUGCUUCUCAGUACUAUGGUGCAAAAUAAUCGGUCGGGAGUUUCUGUGAGAAAUGGAUUUGGGAGAUGGGGAGGGGGAGGGGGAGGGGGGACGCCCCUUCGGCAGCAAGGAGCUAAGUUACCAAGGAUUUCCGAGAACUGGAAAGGAGAUGGGUUUCUGCUGGAGUUUAAUAUGAGCAUACUUUAGAGCGUCUAUGGAUAAGCAGCUGAGUAGAGUGACUGGAUGAAGGACAGAGGAGAAAUGCUCUUAGAACAGGGGUCAGCAGGGGGCCGGUCCACUGUCCCACAGACAUUGUGGGGGGCCGGACUAUUUUUUUUAAAAAAAUGAACGAAUUCCUAUGCCCCACAAAUAACCCAGAGAUGCAUUUUAAAUAAAAGGACACAUUCUACUCAUGUAAAAACACACUGAUUCCCGGAUGGUCCACAGGCCGGAUUUAGAAGGCGAUUGGGUCACAUCCGGCUCCCGGGCCUUAGUUUGCCUACCCAUGUCUUAGAGGAAAGAGAGCAACGCAGGAAACUGGUUUGUCCUUUUCCACACUGUUUCAUUGAGCAAAAAAUUCAACUGUUACAGCUCCCUGAUGUUUUUGCAUGGCUAUGACACUAGCAUCCUUGAGUUGCUCUUCACGGACAGCAACAGUAAGUGGACAUUUAUCCCCAUAGUCCCUGCCCCCUUUUCUUGCAUUUAUAUUUCAAUUUUCUCUGUCAUGGCUGAAUCCAAGGUAACGUGCACAUGGUUCCUGGGCAAUCAUCCAUCUAGAGUUCAGACCAUGCCCUCACAGUGUUCAAAACUCCCAUUGUUCUAGGCGCAUUUUGCAACAGGGAUUUUCAUUAAGUUGAACAGUUUCUGUGCUCUGGGUGCUGUACUGUGCCUAAGAUUUCAGAUUAAAACUGCAGAGUGGAAGGAAAGAAGGACCUUUUUUCUGCCUCCCCACUUCCAGCUACUGUAGUCUCUGAAGACUGGAGAAGAGACCCCCUUAAGAAUAUUAGUGGGGUGGACAGGGGAAGGACUAGACCAUGUGAAAAAUGAACAUAACAUUUUAGCUGCAGUUCAUUCCUUUUCAGCUUUGUAUUCUUGUCAUAAAGAAGCACGCCUAGACAUUCAGUUGUUGUGCCCCUAACUUAGGUUUUAAGGUGCCAUUUAGCUCCUGGCUUUUCUAUUUCAGUUUCUAACGUUGUACCCUCAGAUCCCCUAGGAGAAAUGUACUCUGUCCAAGUGUGCAAUCUGCUAAACUAUCCCCACCAUCUGCAUCGGGAGAAUUAAGAUUGGCAAACUCUGGACUGCUCUGUGUUUUUAUUAAUUUAAAGGAUUUCUACUCUGUUCUUUAGAGUGGCUUGCAGAAACCAGUAGUGCAGCAGUCCCGGUCGCCAGACUUAAUGGCCUAAAAAAAUGACAUAUCAAAGAGAUGGGAAGAAAGGAGUUGGGGAGGGAAUCUCAGGCAACAGUUCUUAAAAGUUACCAUUCUUGCGAUGAAGAAGAGUUUGGAUUUGAUAUCCCGCCUUUCACUCCCUUUAAGGAGUCUCAAAGCGGCUAACAUUCUCCUUUUCCUUCCUCCCCCACAACAAACACUCUGUGAGUGGGGCUGAGACACUUCAGAGAAGUGUGACUGGCCCAAGGUCACCCAGCAGCUGCAUGUGGAGGAGCGGAGACGCGAACCCGGUUCCCCAGAUUACAAGACUACCGCUUUUAACCACUACACCACGCUGGCUCUCAAUGCAUCUGAAUACAGGCAACACCCCGUUUGUGUGCGACCGCUGACGUGUGCAUUAUGUUCAACACCGGAAGGGGGCAGGGCAGAACAGAAUGGGGCAGGCUUAUGCGUCUCCUGCUGGCGCACGUGGUGCCUUGAAACUUAACCCCCGUGUAACUGGGGACUAGCCUGUAGUUAUGUCUAGUUAUGGCUUGGAGAGUGGGCCCUCCUCUGGAGAGCCGCCAUCGUCCCUGAUCAGAUCUGGGAGCAGAGCAGGUGACAACAUUCAGCCCAAGUUGUUGUUGUUAUUUAGUCAUUUAGUCGUGUCUGACUCUUCGUGACCCCCUGGACCAGAGCACACCAGGCACUCCUGUCUUCCACUGCCGCCCGCAGUUUGGUCAAACUCAUGCUGGUAGCUUCGAGAACACUGUCCAACCAUCUUGUCCUCUGUCGUCUCCUUCUCCUUGUGCCCUCCAUCUUUCCCAGCAUCAGGGUCUUUUCCAGGGAGUCUUCUCUUCUCAUGAGGUGGCCAAAGUAUUGGAGCCUCAGCUUCACGAUCUGUCCUUCCAGUGAGCAUUCAGGGCUGAUUUCCUUAAGAAUGGAGAGGUUUGAUCUUCUUGCAGUCCAUGGGACUCUCAAGAGUCUCCUCCAUCACCAUAAUUCAAAAGCAUCAAUUCUUCGGCGAUCAGCCUUCUUUAUGGUCCAGCUUUCACUUCCAUACAUCACUAGUGGGAAUACCAUAGCUUUAACUAUACGGACCUUUGUUGGCAAGGUGAUGUCUCUACUUUUUAAGAUGUUGUCUAGGUUUGGCAUUGCUUUUCUCCCAAGAAGCAGGCGUCUUUUAAUUUCGUGGCUGCUGUCAGGCCAAGAAGGCAGGGCAAAUCCUGCCACACCGUUCUUCCUGCAGGCAGCCGAUGGAUCAUUUUUUUUCUGCCCCUCAUACGGCAUUUAUCUAUAGCUGAAACUUGUAGGCAGUGUACUUAGGGUUCUGCUGUAGUGGGUGGAAUUAGAGAAAUCUGAAGAAGGAACUCUUCUUCCAUUUUGUUCUGAACAUGGUCUUGAGCAUCAGAAGUGGUAAGCAAGGAGCACAUUUAGCCCAAGGCUGUGCCAAAGCUUUCUUUCCAAUCUUUUCCAGUAGUUCAGUGGGGUGGGGGCAAAUAGAAGUGCCCUGGAAAGAGGCCAGUGGGGUGAGGGGAGAACUUCGAAGGCUUUUUUGUGGGGUGGGGGCAAUGCUGGCAUUCUUAAGUUUUAUGAGGUGGCAGAGUGCUCUUUUUCUUCCUUUUUACAAUGCUGAGAAACUCCCCAGACACGUUCCCUGUGGCACAAAGCAUCACCUCCCGGCUGUACUUCUGUAAUGACCGUGUGACUACAUGACGUUGCCUGGCCAUAUAGUCAUUACAGAAAGUGUAGAAAAUGCCGCCAGCAGGUAAUCUUUUGUGAGAAAAGCCCUGAACCACAGAGAGGUCGUGCAGUGAGUUUUCAAAAAGGGAAACAUACAGUUCUUCCAUCUGUAUUUAAGAAUAAAAGUACAACCUGCUUCUCCCUCCUGCAGUUUCACCAAAUUUUCUGUGGUCCCCUUGAAAGUGUGGAGAGCAAAGGUUUAUUUUGAAAGCUGGGGAUGGGGAUCUGCACUGCGUUAGUAUGGGGGCUGUAAUUCCGCUGAAUUAUCGGGGGGAGGAGAUAAUUUGGCUUCUGAAAACUCAGCAUUGUCAUGAAAAAAUAAGCCAGAAACUUUCUUGCAUCUGUAGUUUUUUAAAAAAUUAUGUUUGUUAAAAUCUCAGAAGCUAGAGGACUUGCUAAGUAAGAUUUCUGUUUCCAGAUUUCAGUGUCCCACCUCUUUCCAUGAGCAGCAAAACCAGAACAAAAUAUGCAAAAAGUAAGGUGUUUUUCUAAAAAAAAGCAUGCAUAUAAAUGUGCAUUAAUUCAUAUAAUCCAACUUUUCCUGCUGCAAGGUUGUUGCUCUUUUCUGUUUCUUUUAUUGCUUUUUUAUUUGGAUACAGCAUGCCCAUACUAUUGGUUACUUUUGAGCGCUCAAUAAAAGGCAGAUUUUAUUUCUAUCUAUAGCAAUAAGCCCUUGAGUGUUACAGAAUUAAUCUUAUUGGUGAUGCCCUCAUAUUAGUGGCAAGUAAGCCCUGCUUAUUUUAAGCGCUUCCCACCAGUGUCGCUUACCCCGGGCGCGGUGAAAACACUUGAUCCCACAUGCAGUAGCAGCUGUUGUUAAUAUGCCUGUGUAGUUUUUGACUUUAUAUACUGCCUAAAACUGGAACUUCUGUAUAUCAGCACUGUUAAUAUUCCUAUUAAAAAAUGGAAUGCAAGUUCCAAUUGUUUUAUCUUGUGCUACACUAACAAACAUAGUUAUGCUAUGAUUAUUUCCCCAAAGAAUACCAGCACAGUUGGCUGCGUGUGUGCUUAAGUCCACUGAAAUUACUAAGGCACACAGAACAGUCCUUAAUAUUAUUAAAGCCUAGUUCUGAGGGUGUAAGCCUGUGUGUUGGAGCUACAUCGGUUCAGAUGGCAGGUGGAGGCUGACAUGUCUGCAUCUCAGGUAGGGGAUGAGAAAGAGCAUGGAUAUCGGUCCAUGUACUCCUUCUCCUGCAUGGACAGAUGGCUUCAGAGACCAAUUGCAAUGGGCAUGGUAUAUUGGAGCCACGUUCUGCUCCAAGAGGGGACUUAGUGCUCUUGCAAUUCACAUUUAUUACUUCUUAAUUGCUGUGUUCUUCUGAAAAGAGAGAACCCUCUUAGGCUAUUGGGGUACCGUAUUUUCCCAUGCAUAAGACGAUAUUUUUUCCUUAGAAAUAAAAGGCAAAAAUUCUGGCUCGUCUUAUACAUGGAUAGCAGAGGGGGGACGGGCGAUUGGUGGCAGCAGCCAGCAAGAGAUAGUCAGCGGCGAAGCAUGCAACUUCCAUCGGCAUGCUGGUGAUUGGCGGGGGUGAUCCCCUCAGUAAAAGCUCAACAACUUUGGGCAAUCUCCCCCCCCAAAAAAACUCAACAACUUGGGGCAAUUUCUACCCCAAAAAUCUUUGUUGCAUUCCAAAAAAUAGGGGGCAUGUUAUACACAGAAAAAUACGUUAUACAGUAGACCUUCGGGUUACAUUACCCUCGAGUAACGUAAACUUUGGGUUGUGAAAGCGGCAAACCUGGAAGUAUACUUCUGGGUUUUGCCGCUUGCGCAUGUGCAGAAGCAGGCCUCUGGGUGCAGAUUUUUUGGCGUGCACGCGGACCCCUGGAACGAAUUAAAUUCAUAUCCACUCUAUCGGAACCCUUCCAAUAUUUGCUAUGAGCCCAGUAUUUUAUCUAGGUUGUUCUUGGCUCCUGAUUUCUUUUUUCCCUCUAGGGCUCCUUAAUAACCCAAUGAAAAUUUCUGGAUUGAUGGGUUUUAUCUCUUCUGCAGCCACAGAUUUGUCUCUAGUAGGCACUCUGAUAUAUAGUGACAGAAAUGCUCAGCUCACAAGGCUCUCCUGUAUGUGCCCUUUUGGGACUGAAAUAACUUAUUGGGGCCAAUAAUAGUUUUUAUGUUGGACUGUCUUUUGGGAAUGUUUUUAAAUUAGUUUUUGUUACUUACAUUUUAUGUCAAAAUCAAUCAUAUUCUUCCUUCUAAGCAUGAGGACGGUGAGGUAGUAUGCAUAGAAACUAGGAGAAAACCACCCUUAUUUAAAUUAGGAGGAAUUGCAAUUAUUUGUUUGUUUGGAAUAUUUAUAUCUUGCCUUUCCAACAAAACAUUGCUCAAGGUGGCUAUAAAAACAUCAGUUAAAAUAUACCGUAAACAUCACAGUCAAGGAAACCAACCAAAAUAAAGACAGCCCCUCAUCAUAUCUUUAAGCAGCAGAAAACAUAGAAUUAAAAUCAGUCAGAUACUCGAAUGCCAUCAAAAGGUGUGAGGCCAAGCAGCGAAGGUAAAGAAUUCCAAAAUCUGGGUGUGACGACUUGAAAAGGCUCUUUUGUGUUCCCACCAAACUCACUUUUGACAUCUGUGGCACUCAGAUAAACGACCUGUCUUCCUAACCAGUGCUUUUUUAAAAGAAAAAAAAGGAUCUGGUACCGUGUACCUUUGAGUUACCCCCCCAAAAAACACACUGCUCCCUUCCCAUCAGAAUGAGCUACACAGGACCCUAGGUUUGUAAGCUUCUGUCUGUAGCUCCUAGCAGGGACUUUUAAAAAUUUGCAAUCUCCGUCUUGGAAAUGGGUCUGUAAACGGACAUCAGUUUAUAGUUUCAUAACUGUAUAAAAAUACAGUUUUUGUACUUUUAAACAUUUCCCCUUUGUCUCUUUCGCCCCCUGCUUUGUGAUCGUUUGGAUCCUGUUAUUGAUAUUGGAGAAACUGUCUUUUAUACAUAUUUUGGUCAAAAAAAGGGAAGGGAGUGUGCUUCCGCUAUAUGAGUUUUCGUAAACGUUGGCAUAUGUAGAAAUCAUAAUCGUACAUAUGGGAAGACUGUAUGUCUCGAUGAAAGUGGGAUGUUUGUUCCUUUUUGUGUUCAUCCAGUUUAGGAAACCAGUCAAAUAAGGGCUGAAAGGGGUGCUUGGGUAAUCCAAGUGUUUUUCCUUUGAUUUCUGGCCUGAAUAAAUGUCUUACUGCAAUUGUACUUCCACCACAAAUGACUUAACAGUCAGCUUUCACUUCAUAGCAGCUAAACGGCAUUGAGUUCUACUUCGACCACAUCAGCUAGUGCCUCAUGCACCUUUGUAUGUUCAUUCUAGCGUGCAACUGUACAAAAAGAAAAGAAACAAAAGGAGAAAAUAUAAAAGUUUCCCUUUUAGUGCACUAUAUAAUUUUCAAAUAUUGCACACAAUUGCUGACACUUACUUCCCCUUUUCAAAACGUCUCCUAGAAAUCUUGGGCAUAUUUUAAAGUUUAGUUGAUCCAUUACAUUUUUACACAGUUGAAAGUGAGGUCAACUAUUACAUUUUCUGCCUGAAAAGCCCAACGUAGAUACAGUGGAACCUUGGUUCUCGAACUUAAUUCGUUUCGGAAGUCCGCUCAACUUCCGAAACUGUUCAGAAACCAAGGCGCGGCUUCCGAUUGGCUGCAGGAGCUUCCUGCACUCAAGCAGAAGCUGCGUUGGAAGUUCGGCUUCCAAAAAAUGUUUGAAAACCGGAACACUUACUUCUGGGUUUUCAACGUUCGGGAACCGAUUUGUUUGACAACUAAGCCGUUCGAGAACCAAGGUAUGAUUGGAGUGUGAAGGCACUCUGGGAUGGAGGAGGGAUGCAGGACGUCUCUGUGUGCAGGUGAGACAUUGGAUUGUUGGAUUGUAAAGCACUUCAGGGGGCUUCAAGGGAGGAGACGUGUACAUUAAAUAAAUAAUAAAAUGUGUGAUGGUCCCUAAUGUGGGCUGGACUGCCAAAUCACUGGGGUUAGGCAGUUGGCUGUGUGGACAAGUGCAGUAUUUUACUUCUCCACUCCCUUUCUUGGGAGACCUGUUCAUUCCUGGACAUUCCUAGGGCAGAAGCUGAACAUGCUACCAAUGAAUACAGUGACUAGGUUCCUGUAAGGCCCAGAAUAUUUUGCUUAAAAGUCCUAAUCUUGGGAGUAUCAAUCAGAUACCUGGGGGGUGGGGAGAUACGGUGGUACCUCGGGUUACGAACUUAAUUCGCUCCGGAGGUCCAUUCUUAACCUGAAACUGUUCUUAAUCUGAGGUGCCCUUUCGCUAAUGGGGCCUCUCGCUGCUGGCGUGCCGCCAGUGCGCGAUUUCCGUUCUCAUCCUGGGGCAAAGUUCUCAAUCCAAGGUACUACUUCCGGGUUAGCGGAUUUGUAACCCAAAGCGUUUGUAGCCUGAGGUACCACUGUACUUUUAAAAUGGCCACAUGCACUGUAACAUUUGCCCUCCAGUUGAAGGCCCAAUGAGGAAUAGAGGUUCUCUUCUCAUCUGUUAUUUAUUUAUUUGCUUUUUAUUACAUGAAUGUUCCACAUUUUCUCCACAACUCUGUAGCGUAGACUAUGCUGAGAGAUGGUGAGUGACUGACCCAAGCUCACCCAGGGAGCCUUGAACCCUGGUCUCUAAGGUCCUAGUUCACUACAUCACACAUUUCCAUGAACAAAUAUUCCGAUUUCUUCCCUUAUUUGCUAACCUAAGUCUGUAUUCCAACUAUUGAUGUUCCCUGUUGUGAGCAUGUUCAUUAACAGCUGCUACAAUUUGAGCACCAUAUUCUCUCUUAAUUCCCCACACUGUCUUUUCUCUCAGAAUAAUUACUUGUUGAAAUCUGUAAUUUUUUUCAGUGAAAAUACUGGAAGAGUUGUGGUCUCAGCCGUUGGCCCCCAAAGACUUCUAUAUAAAGGACUUCAACUUUUCCAGUUUAGGCUCUGGAGUCAUGCUAGAGCAUGGAGAAAAAAGUUUGUAUGGUAAGGUUGCCCGGAAUUUCCCGGACACAUAUGGGAAAAAGCUCAACAGGGCAAAAAUUAAAAAAACCCUCAACAACUUUGCCAAAAAGCCAACAACUUUUCACGGUUUGAAAUAUGGCACCUCAUCUGGGUUGUAUGGAAUAUUGAAAACUGUCUUUUAGAAGGAAUGUAUUCCUUUACACAACAGCUGUGGCCAGAAUAUUAGUGACGAAAAAUUGGAAAACAGACAAAAUACCAGAAUUACUAGAAUGGAGAGCCAAAAUUUUCGAAUUUGCGGAAAUGGCAAGGUUAAUAGCAUCAAUUAGAGGUUGUCCUAAUCAAAAAAUCUAUAAAGAGAGGGAAUGUGUAAAGGUUUACAUAAAAAGAGUUGGUUUUGGAGCUUAAAAAUUAAUAUGCAAUAGCUUAAAGGGUGCAAGGAGAUAGGAUAAUAUCAUAACAAAGAUGGAACAACAAAUAUAAACAGCAGGUAAUGCAACAACAACAAAAUUACAGCAUGUAAAGAAGAUCGCACCUGGGUGGAGGGAAGCAAUGGAUCUUGGGGGAGGGUGGGAGAUGAGGGUGCUAAUUGAAAAAUUGUCAAAGAUAUAUAUAGGAUUGAAGGGAUUGAAAAUAAGGAAUUACAACAAGGAGACAAACAUGAAGGAAUAUUAAAGUAAUGGAAUCUGAGAAGAGAUUAGUAUAAAUGAAAACAUGAGACUCAAGGUUUUGCCAUAUAUGAUUUGAUUUUGGAUGUGAAGUCUUUUGUUGUCAAGAUUGUACGCUAAAUGAAGAGAACAAUAAAAUGGGGGGGGGGGGGGAGAAAACUGGCUUUUAUUUUUUGCAUUAAAUCAAUGUGCAGUCGUGUCGUCAUGAUUCAAGUUUGCUUGGCUGCAGACAGGGGCUGCUGCUGCUGACCUCAGUGGGGUGAGAGGCAGUGGGUGGGCAGACUGGGCGAGCUGUGGAGGGCCAGCCAGAACAGGCUGCAGAAACCCCAAGAGUAGCUGCUUCGCUUCCAGCCCUGGAGCCCCUAUGCCCAGGAUCUAGAGUCCCAGCCAGCUGGUGCUGAUUCUAACCACUUUCCUCCUCCUCAGUCAGCCUGGAGCUCUGCCGCUGCCCAAGCAGAUGCAGGAGAAAGAGGAGGGCAGUGCUGGCGAAGUCAGCUGUUGCCACGACCCAGGAUAAGGGAGCAUGCUUUGGGAGGGGUGGUUGGGCCCCAAACGAGACCCCCAGAGUCCUUAGGCUGUGCUUCACCCACUCCCCUUCUAAGUACCUUCCCCACUGGCAGGAAAACACCCAUGGAACGAGAGCAGUGUCUUUCUUUGUACAAAUGCUGAUUUGCACAGAAGUUACUUUAUUAAAGGACCCUUGACCAUUAGGUCCAGUCGUGGCUGACUCUGGGGUUGCGGCGCUCAUCUCACUAUAUUGGCGAAGGGAGCUGGCGUACAGCUUCCGAGUCAUGUGGCCAUCAUGACUAAGCUGCUUCUGGCGAACCAGAGCAGCGCACAGAAACGCCGUUUACCUUCCCACCGGAGUGGUACCUAUUUAUCUACUUGCACUUUGACAUGCUUUCAAACUGCUAGGUUGGCAGGAGCAGGGACCGAGCAACAGGAGCUCACCCCAUCGCGGGGAUUCGAACCGCCAACCUUCUGAUAGGCGAGUCCUAGGCUCUGUGGUUUAACCCAUAGUGCCAUCCACGUCCCUUAUUAGAUAUAUAAUAAAUAAUAAAUUUUAUUUAUACCCCGCCCUCCCCAGCCAAGACCGGGCUCAGGGUGGCUAACAACCAAUAAUACAAACAAGUUGAUUGCAAUACAACAUUAAAACAUGAAAAUGCAGCCUCAUCACAGGAGGAGAAAGGAAAAAAGAAAGAGGGGGAGGGAAUCAAAUUGAUUCCAAGCCAAAGGCCAGGGGGAACAACUCUGUCUUACAGGAUGUGGUGCUGAUGUAACUUUGAGAACUACAAUGUGCUUGACAGGCUUUGUUCCCAUAGGUUUAUCAUUUCAGGUGGUAGCAGGCGACAUCUCCCCUCUGCAGCCUGGCCCCUGAAGCGACCUGCCAGUGCGGGAAAAGUCCUGGGUGGGCAGAUCCAUGGUUUUGCUUUCCGUGCCCUUUCUCAGCGUGGAAGGAAAAAUACGUGACCCUUCCCUGUAAGAUGUGUGUGAAUGAGAAGUGUAUGUGUGGUGACAAAUUGUGUAUGUAAGAAUGGGGGUGGGUGGGGGUGAUUUGGCCCCCGGCCUGUUUGGGGCUGGCCUUGGCCACUUGGGGCUUGUGGUCCCGACUGUGUUCCUCUUGAAGGAAUUCUGUCCUCAAUGGGGAAAAGGUUCCCUGUUCCAAGAGCUGCCCAUUUUUCACUCUGUAGUAUCAUUUCAUUGCUCAGUUUCCUUCCAAAAGACUUUAUUGCAUAUAUUCAAGUUUGCAUCUGAUAUGUGUGUUUCCUUCUUUUUCUUUCCUUCCUUGCAUUGUUUACUCGUUCCCAUUUCUUUCUUUUGCUCUGCAUUUUUGAAUUCCUUCUCAUUUGUCCUCAUGUGUUCCAAAUUAAUGCAAUUCCCCUCCCCCCCCGACAUUUCUGUCUUCAAUAUUUUUCUCAUGUGGACUGAGUUUAUUAUUUUGCUUUCACAAAUGUUGACCGUAAUCCUCAAACCACUUUGGUAUAAUGGCACUGAAAAUCAACGAAGCAAGCUGCCAAUUUUAAAACAAACAAAACAGAUAUAAAAUGUGGCUUUGGCUGGCAGACCAGUUUCCUGUAGAAUCCAUUCUCACAUGCAAGGAUUACAUUAUUCUCUUUUUUCACAUGUUCAGUGUUCAGGCUGAAGAGAUCGGGGCUCCUGCAUCUUUGAAAGUUAUAAGGGAUCUUCUGCAGGUAUAGUUUGUCAUACUUGCUGAAAUGGCCUUCUCUACACAACUAUUAAAAGUGCCUCUUGUAGAUCUCUCUUCCCUAAGUGCGAAAGACAGUUUGUUUUGAGUUCAGAUAUUGAUUGAUGGAGUUGCUGCUGUGCCUAGACAGGAAUGGAAGGAUGGUUAAGAGGACAGUCCUAUAUAUCUCAAUAUAUUCAGCAGUAAGUCCCAUUGAGUUCAGUAGGAAGUUGCUCUUUCAUUAUCAUUUUGGAUGCCCUUAUCUGAAUCUUUUCCACCCCAUCAAUAUCCUUCACAGGAGUCAACCACAGUUGUACACAGCAUCCCAAGUGUGGUUACACCAUAGAUUUGUAUCAUGGCAGUACAAUACUGACAGUUUUGUUUUAAGUUCCUUUCCUAACGAUCCCUAGCAUGGAAUUCGCCUUUUGGGUGGCUGCUACAAGCUGGGUAAAGCUCUUCAUUAAGCUAUCCAUUAUGACCCCAAGGUCUCGUUCCUUUGGGAGGGAAGGGAAACGAGGCAAAAAGAGAAACGAGUGACAGGCAGUGACUUGCACAAAUGCAGCUACAUAUGCCUAGCCAUUUUUUGUUUGAGGAAUAAGGGAUUUAUUUCCUUUCCUUUUCCGAGACACAGACCAGUAGGAGCAUUCUUCUUCUUCUUCUUCUUCUUCUUCUUCUUCUUCUUCUUCUUCUUCUUCAAUAGUUUAAUGGUGAUUUCAUUUUCUACCAACCUAAGUCCUUUCCUCCUUUCAUAUUUUAUUAUGGAACAGGAAACUACGAUCCUUUCUAACAUCACAAACAUUUGGGGCUGAUGUCUCUAAUGACCCACUUUGGAUCAGGCCGCAACCCGCUAGGGAGUCCUGACCAACCGGUUGAAAACCAGUGACUUAGAGGUCAUCCCUUAUCACUCGGCGACUUCAAUGAGUCAAUAAGGCUGGGUUUUAAAAGAAAAUUAUUUGCAUUAUUUUCAGAAUCAUCACAUAUACAUUCUGGAAAUAAAGGUAGCCAACAAAACCAAUGAAAUUUCCCCAGGGACCCCAGAAAAUACACCACAACUUUUAACAGUAUACAUCAGUAAAACACGUUCUUAGUAAGUGAUUCACCUCUGGAACUGAUACUUGGUUUUCUGGAGUAUUUGUGAAUGAAAUAAAGGUCCACCAUUCUCCUGCAAAGGUGUAUUUAUGCUGUGUUCCUCUUCCUAGUCUCAGAUUGUGCUUGUUCUUCUGUAAGGGCAGUACACCAUACUUUCUUGUACCAAGUGUUCAGGUUUGCACCUUUAAGUCUUUCCAGGGUGUCUGUAUAACGAAAAUGCUGCCACUAGGAGAAAUCCAAGUACAGUGGUGCUUUGGUUUUUGAACAGAACACAUUCCGGGAGUCCGUUCGACUCCCGGAACCGUUUGAAAAGCAAAGUGUGGCUUCUGAUUGGCUGCAGGAGCGUCAAUCGAAAGCCGUUUCAGACAUUCAGCUUCUGAAAGUCGUUCGAACACCGGAACACUCACUUCCGGGAUUCCAUCGUUCGGAAGCCGAUUUGUUCCGGAGCCAAGGCGUUCAGCUUCCAGGGUAUGACUGUAGUGGUUUCCCCCCCAAGUCCCAAGUCCCAUUUAAAUACAGAUUCUUUUUUUUUUUUAAAUAAUAUUUAUUAAAAUUUCAAAAGAAAAAAAAAUCACAUUAAUAAGAAAAUUAACAAUAAAAAGGAAAAAUACAAAAUACAAAAAAGAAAAAACAGUUAAAAACAAUUCCAUCUUUUCAUCACUUCUUUUACAUUUACUUGUUUCCCGGACCUCCUCAUACCUCCCUCUUUUGUAUUCCAAUUCAAUAUGUUAAUCCAGCAAUUCCUUUCCCUCCUUUUUAAUCCUAAUCUUUAAUCUUGAUAAAUUAUAACAUUAAAUUUUUACAUAUUAAAAACCAAUUUUUCCAUAUUUUUUUAUACCAUUACCGCUAGAAACCGCUUAACUUCAAUCCGUCAUCAUUCUAACAUUCAUUAAUUUUACAAUAUUUCUGUAAGUAGGCUUUAAAUUUCUUCCAAUCUUCUUCCACCGACUCUUCUCCCUGGUCUCGGAUUCCCAUUUAAAUACAGAUUCAGUAAUGCAAGCUCUGGAGGCUUUUUGAUAUACUGAUGAGUGAUUUUACUUAUCUCAUUAAACGCUUGUUCCCUCAAAUUUACCGUCAGUCAGUCAUGUCCACCACAAGUGCCUAUAGAUGCCUGUGUCCCCCACCACUGGCAGCACACUGAUGAAGUAUGUUUAUGCAUAUAUGAAAGUUUAACUGGGGUUAAGCACCAUUUCUGCAGUUGUGAGAGCAGUGUUUAAGUUGGCAAGGCUGUUACCGUAUUUUUCGCUCUAUAACACGCACCCGACCAUAACACGCACAUAGUUUUUAGAGGAGGAAAACAAGAAAAAAAAUAUUCUAAAUGAAACAGUGGAUGUAUGAUUUUUGUGGUUCAUGCUGUGGCCACAGACAUGUGAUCUGACAGUGAGUUUGGAGUAGCCCAAUGCAAAAAUCCUGAGGAUCCAUGUGGAUCCAUGCUUUAUAACCACGUUUUUGCACCUCUGCUGCCCCAGGCAACAGUGGGUGCGUGAUUUUUUUGGUGCAAGAUAUAGCCAUGGACAUGCUAUGUGAUCUGAUGGUGAAUUUGGGGUGACCCGGUGCAAAAAUCCUGAGGAUCCAUGUGGAUCCUUGCUUUGUAACCAUGUUUUAAGUGGGGAGGGAAGGAAAAGCACUCAAGGGACAAGGAGCACACGUGGGGUGUGUGGAGAAGGAUGCUGCUAAUAAUGAAGAAGAGGAGUAUAAGGGGAGAAGGCUCCUCUCCUCUCCCGCUUUGCUCCUUUAAAGCAAGCAGGCUCUGCUUUUCUCCCUCCUCCCCGCUCAUCCCUAGCUUAGCGAGCUGAAAAACUUUGCUGCUAUUUAGCGAGCUGAGUGGGGAGGAGAGAGGGACAGAGAGCCUGCUUGCUUUAAAGGAACUAACCAGACAGGAACUCUCCUCUCCCGCUUUGCUCCUUUAAAGAAGCAGGCUCUCUGGCCCUCUCUCCUCCCCACUCAGCGGCUCUUCUCCCGCUUUGCUGUUUCAAAGCGAGCCACGGAGGAGGGAAGGAAGGGGAACCAUGGAUCCUCUGCUCACGACUGCAGCAGAUCCCCCCCGCCACCCGUAGGCAUUUCCUCCAUAACACGCACAGACAUUUCCCCUUACUUUCUAGGAGGAAAAAAGUGAGUGUUAUGGUGCAAAAAAUACGGUACCGCAUAUGAGACUAAAAUUGCCUUUCAGCCUCUCUGGUGGUAUUUACGUUAUGUAUGAUUUCCAAGGGAGAGCACAAGUAAGAAACCCAUUGAGCAAACAGAAGCAACCCAAAGGGAGUGGUGGAAGAGGCAAAGUGUGUGUGUGUGUGUGUGGCUGCUGCUUGAACUGAGUUACAGACCUGGCUGGGGUUGAGCCAGCAGCUACGCAACUCCUAUCAGUAGCCUGCCACCGUCAGGCACAAUAAAAUCUUAUUUUGCAGACUUUUCAGUACUCUCAUUUUGCUUUACAUCCUCUUUUUCCUCUUGUGUGUGUUUUCCAGAAAUAUGUCUAAUGUGUGAAACUUCUGCCUUAGAUUCAGGUAGUUAGCUGUGUUGAUCUUCCGCAGUUGAAAUAUAUAAAAAUUGUCCAGUAGUAAAGGUAAAGGGACCCCUGACCAUCAGGUCCAGUCAUGACCGACUCUGGGGCUGUGGCGCUCAUCUCGCUUUAUUGGCAGAGGGAGCCGGCGUACAGCUUCCGGGUCAUGUGGCCAGCAUGACUAAACCGCUUCUGGCGAACCAGAGCAGCGCACGGAAACGCCGUUUGACAUGCUUUCGAACUGCUAGGUUGGCAGGAGCAGGGACUGGGCAACAGGAGCUCACCCCGUCACGGGGCUUUGAACUGCCAACCUUCUGAUCCGCAAGUCCUAGGCUCUGUGGUUUAACCCACAGCGCCACCCGUGUCCCACCACGUAGCACCUUAGAGACCAACUAAGUUUGUUCUUGGUAUAAGCUUUCGUAUGCAUGCACACUUCUUCAGAUACACCACGGGUUGGCAAGGUUUACCUCGCCUGGGCCGGUUCACUCCAGCGGAGAUCCCUCCGUGGGCUGGAUUGUGCACUCGCCCGCAACGUCCGGCAUCUGCAUUUGCGCAGACGCAAUUUCCAGCACCUGUUCAUGUGCAGACAUUAUUUCCCGCAUCACAGAAGUGAGUCGCUGCGCUGCGCCGGUUUUGUGCAGUGUGUGGGGACUCGCCAAGCGGGCGGCUCAGGGGCCGGUUAAACAACUCCCGUGGGCCACUUGUGGCCCGUGGGCCUUAGGUUGCCAACCCCCUGUGAUACACAGAAAGUUUAUACCAACAACAAACUUAUUUGGCCUCUAAGGUGCUACUGGACAAUUUUUUUGCCUUAGAGUUUGUGUCAUUUGUAGUAUAGCACCACAGGCAACUCCUUCAGUGCUGGUUUCAACAAGAGUAUAUAGGCAUAUUCUUAUUCUUCAACUGCUUUCUGUGUACAAAGGUAUUUCAGGAAAAACUCUGGCUUUGCUUGCUCCAUAGCCUUUUCUGCCUUUCGUCUGCGGUGCUGAGCUCCAGAUGGUCGCUUUUUAAUCAGCCGUAGCUCACUAGAAAAAUGAAUACAUUUUCUAAAUAAGAUUAAGAUGUGACUGUAAGAUUUAAAAUUAAGUGCAUUCUACAGUCCAUAUUUCAUAUAUGCAUAAAAAACAAUGCUAAUGUAUUAAUUACAGUGGUACCUCGCAAGACGAAUGCCUCGCAAGACAAAAAACUCGCUAGACGAAAGGGGUUUUCGUUUUUUGAGCUGCUUCGCAAGACGAUUUUCCCUAUGGGCUUGCUUCGCAAGACGGAAACGUCUUGCAAGUUUGUUUCCUUUUUCUUAACACCGUUAAUACAGUUGCGACUUGACUUCGAGGAGCAACUCAUAGAACGCGGUGUGGUAGCCUUUUUUUGAGGUUUUUGAAGACUUUGGUGAUUUUUGAAGCUUUUCCAAAACUUUCCCGACACCGUGCUUCGCAAGACGAAAAAAAUCGCAAGAUGACAAAACUCGCGGAACGAAUUAAUUUCGUCUUGCGAGGCACCACUGUACUUCAAAAUGAUAAAAUUAUUCAAAAUAAUAAAAGUCAAAUAUUAUAACAAAUUUCUAAGACAUAGCAAAAGCUGGUAGGGCUGCUGGGGCUGCAUUUGUUCCCAUAUAUCUCAGUAGGAAGGCAUAAUGGUUAAGGGGAAGUUUGGUCUGAAAGCAAUAUAGUAUAAAAUUAGGUGUGGCGCUCUGCCUGUUCCUUCUUGGUUUUCCACACUGCACGCUUUCUUACAGUUCUAAUGUAAGGGCUGAUAUUCAAUCUUAUGGUAUCAAGACAGUGAUGAUAUAUUCGAUGAACACCCUUUGUCCAAGUCGUUUAUAAAGACGUUGAACGACAACGGGCCCAGCUGAGGUCAGACAGAAAUUCCUUGUGGAAUUCCCAGUGCUCACGGAAGAUGUUUUUAUCCUCCAAGCAUUUUAAUUGCAGCUUGGAGUUUCGUAGUUUUAACCAGUUUUUACCUUUCCUGCAUCUUAUUUCUUGUACACCGCUUAGAAAUUAUAGUACUUAAGCCAUGGAUAAAUUGUUUAAACAACAACAACAACAACUUCAAGGUUCUGGUAGGAAUGUGAGAUCCGGUGAUAAAAAGGGAGCAAGCAAAAUCUUUCUCAGGCAUUGCCAAGACGUCUCUACGGUUGCUGUCCCAUCACUUGUUGCACUGAUGUGAAUCUGCACGUGUUUCUGUUUUUCUUGGUUUCUGUCAAAUGCAAUAUCAGCUCACUUGAGCACUGAUCCUGCAUGUUGGCAAAAUCCUCAAGUGUUUGCUUCUCUACCGGCCUUGUAAACCUUUAUGUCCCUGUCGGCAUGCAUUGCUUUCUUCAUUAUCUUCAGCAUUUUCGCUUUAUUCAAGUUUCUGAGGCUAAAAGUUGAAGGCUUCCUUUCAUUUGCUGGCUUGGGUUUUUCCAUCUUCUGUCAACAGAAGGAUUACCAGUGGUUCUAUCCUACUAAACUCAAUAACACAAACAUGGUGUAUAUAAAUACUUUAUAGUGAUGUGAUUCCUUGAAAUUCUCCUUCAGCAGCUGCCUCGUAUUUACCCAUUCAGAGCUCCCUCAGAAGUUGGACCCAAUGCCUCUAUUUCCCCCUUGCUUUUUCUCUUUGAUUCCAAUAUAGAACUCUUCUUUGAGAGCGGUUUUCUUGUUAUUCAGGCCAGAAUUCAAUUGUUUGUCCAGUGGUACCUCAGGUUACAUAAGCUUCAGGUUACAGACUUUGCUAACCCAGAAAUAUUAAAAUUCGGGUUAAGAACUUUGCUUCAGGAUGAGAACAGAAAUCGUGCGGCAGCGGGAGGCCCCAUUAGCUAAAGUGGUGCUUCAGGUUAAGAACUAUUUCUGGUUAAGAACGGACCUCCGGAAUGAAUUAAGUACUUAACUCGAGGUACCACUGUACAGCCAUAGAAAGCAUUAGUUCAAGACACCAACUUGGUCGCCAUCUUGAAUUAUGGGGUUUCUUUGAAAUGAAAGCCCUUCAUGAUAUUUUGUUAGCAAACUCGUUAAAUACAGAAUAGGCCAGGCAUAAGCAAACUCGGCCCUCCAGAUGUUUUGAGACUACAACUCCCAUGAUCCCUAGCUAACAGGACCAGUGGUCAGGGAUGAUGGGAGUUGUAGUCCCAAAACAUCUGGAGGGCUGAGUUUGCCUCUGCCUGGGAUAGGCGAUAGUACCAUCAGGUGGAUUCACUUUUGGUUGGAAAACUACACACGGACUUCUCAUUAAUGGCUCAUCUUCAUUCUGCAGGCAGAUUUUUAGUGGAGUGCUGUCAUGCCUGGUGUUCUUUAACAUUUUUAUCUUGGAUGAAGAGGUGGAAGGAAUCUUCAUUUUUUUUUAAAAAAAAUAAUUUUUAUUAAUUUUCCAACAUACAUUUAUAAUAUUCAAUCUAAAUUUGUCACAAAUUUUCUCUUUUAGAUUUCCUUCAGCCUCUCUGACAAUCAUCCGUUAUUCUAUUUUUUAUUACGCAUUUGCUACUUAUUAUAUUGCAUUUGAUAUACCCUCUCCCUUUUGUUUUUCUUUCAACAAUAUUCCUCAAACAUUCACAGAACUUCUUGAAAUCCCACUAACGUUAUUUGCUCAUCACAUAUACAUUUCAAAUCUUCAUAAAGUCUGCAGAUGGCAUAAAGCUUGGAGGACUAAUUUGGCACCUCGGAAGAACAGAAAUACGUUUUCAAAAUGAAGUUAACAGGGUGGAGAACUUGGAUUAAUGACAAAAUGAAAUUCAGCAGAGACAAGUGCAAAGUUCUGCAUGGAGAACAAUCUCGACAGGAGGAGCAGUUAGACAGUGGAACCAGUUCCCUGUCUUCAAGCAGAGGCUGGGCAACCAUCUGUUGGAGAUGCCUUAGGUCUGGAUUUUCUGUAUUGAUCAUAGAUAGCUUAUAAUGCAUUCUUCGGCUCUGUGAUUUUUGUGACCAAAACCCCCAGCAUUCUGUCUCCUUUGGUGGUCAACAAUAUAACUCUGGGAAGCCUAUGAGCACAACAUGGAUUUCGUGGCCUUUGUCUGUUGGUUGCUUCCUUUUUUUAAUAAUAUUUUUUAUUAAUUUUAAUAUAUAAAUUAUAAUACAUACCACAAAACUUCACCACUUAUACAAUCUUUUUUGGACUUCCAUCAGCACCUCUGAUGAUCCACCGCUUUUAUCACUUCUUAUGCAUUUCUUAAAUUCAUAUUGCCUUUAAUUAUCUUAACUAACCAUCCUCCCCUUUAUCCAUUUUUGCAAUAGUUUCAAUAAUUCACCUCACAAAACUUCUUGCAAACCUACAAACGUAGUCUAAUCAUCACAAUUACUUUUCAAAUAGUCUGUAAAUUUACACCAGUCUUCUGUGAAUUUCUGGUUCCGCAGAUUUCGAAUCCUUCCUGUUAGUUUGUCUAGUUCUGCAUAUCCAUUAAUUUCAUCCUCCAUUCUUCUUUCAUCGGUAAUUCUUCUUGCUUCCAUUUUUGUGCCAAUAAUAUUCUUGCUGCCGUCGCUGCAUAUAAAAACAGCUUACAGUCUUUUCUAUUUAUAUCACUUCCUACAAUGCCCACUAAAAAUGCUUCUGGUUUCUUUCAACAUUUUUUUCAUCUCGUUAUAUAUCAUUUCCCAGAAGCUUUUCACUUUUUUACAUUCCCACCACAUGUGAUAAAAUGUUCUUUUGGUUGCUUCCAAUAAGUUCCGUGUAGCUAUCAUAGCUACUACUUGUUCACUGAGCCACCCUCCGUGAGGGAAUGAAGGAUAAUUGUGGUUGAUGAGGGUAUGGCUGCUUGCACGCCAUUUUCCCCUCGUCCGCAGGACUCUGGUUGCUCUUCCACUGUGCCCCCUAAAUUUUGUGGCAUUGUUAUUGAAUGCAGCUUGGUCCAUAAUAAGGCCUCGUUGGAUGAGGGGACCAACCUGGUGUGCAUUACCCUCACAGAGCUGCAAUUCUCAGUGGUUUAGCAAUCUUCCCUCUUCCCAGGCAACUCUAAGAAUUGAAGAUCUCUGAGGGUUUCUUAACUUAAGCACCCUUAAGAGACUACAGUUCCCAGUAUUCUUUGGGGAAGCCAUAACUGUGGUGUGUGAUACUUUUAAAAAUGUACAAUGCAGAAGGGGCCUCUCACAGAUGCCUCAAAUUGGUUUCGUUUCUCCACGAAUCAAGGCUUUUAGUGUUAUAGCACCAGUAAUUUGGAACACUGGAAAUCAAAAAAUUGCAUUGCAAGAAGCAAUUUGAUUGGUCCUUUAUUUUGUAUUUUAUCAUUGUAUGGUUUAAUGAUUUUAUUGUACACUGCCUCAAGGUUUUUUUAUGAGUUGGCAGUUUAUAUAAAAAAUAUUACAAGUCAAAAUCAUUUUUCCCUGUUAUGGUCAAUGACCAGCAUUUAUUCUUAUAAGUAAUUUGUCUGUGCUUCUUCUAGUAAUUUAAACCAGUGGCCAUCACCGCAUGUCGUAACAUUGAAUUACAAAACUUAGCUGUGUAUUGCAUGAGGAAAUACUUUAUUUUGUCUGUCCUGAACCCAUUGCCAGUAUGUUUAAUUUGGUGACCCUGAGUUCAAUUGUUUUCAGGAGAGGUAGUAAAAAUUUCUUUAUACACUCUCCUUGCGACAUUAAUAAUUUUAUAAGCAUAUCCUGUUUCCACCGAAGAAGACACCUUAGUCUCCUUUUCUCCGUCCCAAAUUGAAAAGCCUAGAGCUGUGUUUCCUAGUAGGGAACAAGACACAUUCCUGAAUUUGGCAUUGUGUUUCAAAUCCAACAUUUUCUGCCUGAAACGUAAUGUGCACUGACAUCCAUGAUUGAUGGACAACAGUGCCGCGCCUGGCAUGGAUUGGAUCUUGAUUCUGAAUGAGACUUUGUGCUAUCAUUAGCCAGAGCUCUUGAAACUGUGUAUGAAGAGCAAUAAAAUAGGCUGAACUAGGUGGCCAGCCACAGAGAGAGAGGAAGAAGGGCUUACUUAGCAGCGGGUGAAUGGAAAGUCCCAAGGAAAUUUGAAUGGGCUUGCCAUGUUGAGAAGUCUUCUCUGCCCUGUGACAAGGUGUCUGUCCAGCCGUUCUGUGCGUUUCCGCUUACAUAAGCAGAUUGGAUCUUAAAGCGCAGUCUGAGCUCAGACCUCUUCAGGUUUCAGUAACAUGGUUGCAGGUUCAAAAUCUGAAUCCCCCAGAACCAAAUGAAAAAUGCACAGUCUUGAAGCCUGGCUAGGAGCCAAAUGUGGAAAGGGUGAAUUAUCCAGUUACUGAACUCUCACAGGAGCAGCUGUUCCUCUUGAGAGCUUUCGACUCAACAUGGUGGGAAUGUUUUGAAUGCACAAACGUAUAAAAUAAUCUGGCAAAAUUUCAAUCGCUUUUCAAAGGCAGAAUAAAAACUUGAAGGAAAGCCACAGUGCUUUGGAAGCGUGUAGAAGAUUUAUAGGCCCCUGACAAGCAAACAAGUCGGGGGGGGGUGUCUCUAAAUUCCAGUUGCUGUUUCUCUGUGGAGGCUGCAGCUAGGAAUGGAGGAUAAAUUUGAUUCAGUUUGUGUUUAAAGGCAAACAUACCCAACUCACACUUUCUGAAAACUGUAACACAGCUAGCCCUCAAAAUUCACACGUCUCCUAAUUUUGCAGUGCAGUUUUCCAGUCAUGUAAUGUGUGCAAAUAUGCAUGUAGCAGGGGGAGGAGUGCAUAUAAAUAUGUAUAUUAGUGGAAGUAAAAACAAAAAUACACCAAAUUUGAAAAACUGCAUACAAAAUUGUGAAUAUUUAAAAGUUGCACUAAAAUCUUGCUGAAUUUUCAUGAGAACUUUUUGAUACCAGUUUGUGAUGAUGAUGAUUUUUUAAUGUGGAGAACAGAACUUUGGAAAGACUGGAAAAUGAGAAACCCUUAAAAAAAACCCCAAAUAAAUAGCUGUUUAUUUUUAAUUAAAGGGGUAGAGAUCUUUUUUUAAAGAAAAAAAAUGCACAUAAAUAAGAAAGCAGAUUUGACAGAUAAUGCCCAUCCCUAGUUGCAGUAUGGUUGCAGCUGGGAGCAUUGUUCUUGUAACAGGGUGUUGAAAUAGGUGGUUCAGCUGUGUUGCCAAAUGAGGUUGUAUGCACCUUGCACACUCAGAGAGCAGAGUUGGAGUGUUUCCAAGAAAUCUCAAGUUAUACCUUCCCUCCCUCUGAAGCUGCUGCCACAUGUGUUUGCCACUGCUUUCCAAAGCCUGUGAUCCAACAUCUGUCAGGGAUUUUUAAGCUGUGAUUCUUGCAUUACAGAAAGUGGACUAGAGGACUCUCGGGGUGCCUUCUAUAAGAUCAGGGGUCAGCAAACUUUUUCAGCAGGGGGCCGGUCCACUGUCCCUCAGACCUCGUUGAGGGCCAGACUAUAUUUUGAAGAAAAAAACGAACGAAUUCCUAUGCCCCACAAAUAACCUAGAGAUGCAUUUUAAAUAAAAGGACACAUUCUACUCAUGUAAAAACACGCGGGCCGGAUUUAGAAGGCGAUUGCACCGGAUCCGGCCCCCGGGCCUUGGUUUGCCUACCCUUGUAUAAGAUCUUCCUAAGCAUUACAGGGGGAUGAGAGCAUGUUUCCAAUGCUAAAUUACUCAUGGGUCCUGGCACCAGUGCCCACAAUGAUUAUGUGGAGUCAUCUGUCCCUUUGGGGGUUCCCAGUUUGCUGGACUCACUGCUCUCUAUGAUGUACAUAGUGACACCACCUCCAAUAGGCCCUUCCAGUAGAUUUUGUGUCCACAGACACAACUGUGUCCCACUGGUUUUCUGUGCUCCACCACAUUCCCAUUGUUCACAUUAGAUGCCAUCCUGUAAGACCAAGCACUCUAGUUCACCUAUCAUGGUUCAGAGGCUUUUAGCAUUAGUGUAUAAGCACUUCCGAGGGACGCAGGUGGUGCUGUGGGUUAAACCACAGAGCCUAGGACUUGCUGAUCAGAAGGUCGGCGAUUCGAAUCCCCGCGAUGGGGUGAGCUCCCGUUGCUCGGUCCCUGCUCCUGCCAACCUAGCAGUUCGAAAGCACGUCAAAGUGCAAGUAGAUAAAUAGGUACCGCUCUGGCGGGAAGGUAAACGGUGUUUCUGUGUGCUGCUCUGGUUUGCCAGAAGUGGCUUAGUCAUGCUGGCCACAUGACCCGGAAGCUGUAUGCUGGCUCCCUUGGCCAAUAAAGUGAGAAGAGCGCCGCAACCCCAGAGUCGGUCAUGACUGGACCUAAUGGUCAGGGGUCCCUUUACCUUUACCUUUUUAUAAGCACUUGCAUGCAGCACUUAGGUUUUUGCCUGCAGUUGUCUCUCAGUUGCUCUCCUGCGACCUUUUAUUUGCAAUGCCUAGUUCUGUGCCUCCUGUAAUUAACUGUACAUCAGCUUUAUCACCUUCAUCCCCAGGUUCUGACUCUUCUCAGCUCCUGUCGGAUUUUCCCGCUCAAUCACUGGAGAGCCAGCGUGGCGUAAUGGUUAGAAGGAACACGGGUGGCUCUGUGGUCUAUGUUAUGGUAGAGGCCCGUAGAAGGAACUUCAUACUCUGCUCUCAAAGUGCAUAGGAGUUUGGCCUUUUGUUUUUCCCAUCCAAAGUAACAGUUCAUUAUAAAAGCUGCAGAAAAGAUGUGAGAUGUAGGGUUUUCACAGUGAGUCCCCAUGGCUGAUGUAAUGACUCAGUCCAGGAUCUCCAUAGUCUGAUAAUCGUACAAACAUAAUGAAGAUGUUUCAGGUGAAGGGAAGCUUUCCCUGCUUGUAGGCAAGUCAAAUCUGUCACCAUUUUUGAAUGUUUUAACAACUCAGGCAAUGUUAGAUCUGUCGCUAGAAGGGGACAGAUAUAUUCUGCUUAAUGAAGAACGUGAUGUUUAAGAAAAUUAAUCUCAAAAUGGUGGCACGUUGCUGUGUUGCAAAAUCAAUGAACUGGCAUAGUUUCCACCUUUUUAAAGAGCCUCAUUUGUAUUGUCUGCUCUUGUUAUUAGUUAUACAGCAUUUCACCAAACAAAUAUUAUUCAUCCCCCUUUAAAAAUAGUUGCAGUGGGGUGAAGUGUACUGUUUAGCCCUAGUAAUACACUAGGCACUAACCAAUAGGUGUUAACAACAACAACAACAACUAUUAUUAUAAUAAUAAUAAUAUAAUAUAAUAUAAUAUAAUAUAAUAUAAUAUAAUAAUAUAAUAUAAUAUAAUAUUAUAAUACAAUCUACUGCCUUUCAUCCAAGGAUCACAUGGUGGUAUGUUUUUGUGUGUGUGUGUGUGUGUGUGAGUGUGUUUGUUUGUGUGUGUGUAAGUUUGGGGCUUAUUUCCCCUUGGGGAUGAAUAGGGAUGGGACUCAAAGACUUUUCUUAACUGGGUUUAUGUUCCAAGUUUGUGUCACAGUUGCUCAGUCCACGAUGACGCUAAGCUUGUUGCACCAGUAUGGUCUCAUUCCUCAGCCUGGAAUGUCAACAGUGAACUCAAUUCUGGUGUUGAUUUUUACAAUUCCAGCCAAAAAGAUCUCCCUGCAAAUGCGAAUUGUGUGCCCCCAGGGCACACAAAAACAACUCCCAUCCUUGGAUCCUGUUUUUGGGUGCAAGCACCAAAAAAACACAGCAAAACGUACUUCUGUGAAUAAACAUAUAUAAGAUGGGUGGUGCCUUUGUGAUCCCUUGAGGCAGUUGAUGUUCUGCCUUUUCCUGUGAUCUGGGAUUUCUCCCAAGCUUUUGAAUACCUCCUACCACUUUCUAAAAGGUAUGGUGCUUUCUGGGGCUCAGUGCGCUCUUCAGUGUGGGCAGAGGUUCUUGCACAAAAUUAUUUCACCCACUGCUGUUUCAUGCUAGGAUUGGUGGGGUGAUAUAACGUGUCCCAGAAUUGACAUUAGAAGUCUAGCAGAAGAAAGUACUAUUGAAUUCAGUGACACUUGCUCUCAGCUAAGCAGAGUUUGGAGUGUUGCAGAGUUCCGUAUUUUUCAGUGUAUAAGACAGGCUUUUUUAUUGUAAGGAAAUGUAAAAAUUGGGAGUCGACUUAUACACAGAUAGUGCAUAAAGGGAACGGGCGAUUGGUGGCAGCCACGAGCGGGAGAUUGUCAGUGGCGAUUGGGCGGGUGAUUGAUGACUGCGGCAAGGCCUGCUGACGAUUGGCUGCUGCUGCUGCGGCAAUUGGGCGGGCAGUUGGCGGUGAGCGGGCGGACGAUUGGUGGCUUCAGCAAGGCGUGCAAUUGGCAGCGGCGGUCAGGCGGGUGAGCGAUUGUUGGCAAUCCCCCCAAAAAGCUCAGGAACUCUGGGCAAUCCCCCCAUUUCCCUAAUUUGGUGUCCCAAAAAAUAGGGGUUGUCUUAUACACGGGGGUGUGUUACACACAGAAAAAUACGGUAAACAGCAAUCCAAAACCCAUCCUAAAGCCAGAUGUGCUGUUGAUGUCUUUAAAAUACUUUUUCAUUAAAAGUGAAGUUAAUGGGAAAGCUGUGAAUGGGAUGUGGCAACCUAUGUAGGAUCCAGGAGGAGGGGGCGGCGAGUUUUUGUGACUUUAAUAGCUAAACAGAAGACACCGAGUGCUGUUGCUAAGGAUAGAUAGAGGUGUUGCACCUAGCUUGUAUAUCUGAGUUUCCAACACUGGCUGCAACCUCUGUUGCUGCUAUUUGUUCUUUAAUUUGUGUUUAUGCAAUUUCUGCCCUCCCUUCAAGGCUUUAUUAUUAUUCAUCCUCCACUGAUCUAAUGUUUUGGAUACUCAAUAAAAUUACCACAAAUGUUCUGACACACUGGGGUAGUCUUGUUCACCGAUGUUUAAUUAAUUAAACAACAUAGUUUUAUUUGGGUUUUGAACAAAUGUGCAAUUAAUUGUUACUGUUCUGAAGUUUAUUGUGUUAUAAUCUUCCUUAGUGGGUCAGGCAAACUACUGUUCAAAACAAUGGUUUUCUUUAGGGUGGCGCAGGGGGAGAGUUUAUGUAACCAAGCCAGGGUGGGGUGGGGGCUGAAAAAGUUUGGGAACCACUGGAUUAGACUGUUGAGACAUUUGGAUGGCAUGUAAAAUUAAUAUGGCAAAAGUUUUCAUUUUUGUUUAGAAAAUAUUUCUAAACUCCACAUAAAAGUAAGCCAAAUUUAGUUUAUUAAAACAGCUAAAACAACUUAAAUCAGUGAUGGCCAAACUCCAGCUGUUUUGGGACUACAACUCCCAUUACCCCUAGCUAACAGGACCAGUGGUCAGGGAUGAUGGGAAUUGUAGUCCCAAAACAGCUGGAGGGCAAAGUUUGGCCAUCACUGACUUAAAUGGUUUACCAUAUAUAAUAGCAGUAAACUUGCUAAAUCUAAAUCGGCUCUCCUUAUAUGGUCAAGACCAGCACUUUGAAUUCGGAACAGAAACUAAUUGGCAGUAAGUGCAGUUGGGUGAGGAUUGGCGUAAUAUGCUCAAACCGUCUUGCCCCAAUGAGUAACCUGGCUGCUGAAUCUUGCAGCAGCUGAAGUUUCUGAAAUGUCUUCUGAGGCAGCCCCAUGUCUAAUAUUUUGAAGUAAUCUAACCUAAUGGCUACCAGAGCAUAGACGGCAGACGUUAGGCUAUCCCUAUCCAGAUAGGGGUGGGACGUGGGUGGCGCUGUGGGUUAAACCACAGAGCCUAGGGCUUGAUGAUCAGAAGGUUGGCAGUUCGAAUCCCCACGACGGGGUGAGAUCCCAUUGCUCGGUCCCUGCUCCUGCCAACCUAGCAGUUCGAAAGCACGUCAAAGUGCUAGUAGAUAAAUAGGUACCGCUCCGGCGGGAAGGUAAACGGCGUUUCCGUGCACUGCUCUGGUUCACCAGAAGGGGCUUAGUCAUGCUGGCCACAUGACCCGGAAGCUGUACGCCGGCUCCCUCAGCCAAUAAAGCGAGAUGAGUGCCGCAACCCCAGAGUCGGCCACGACUGGACCUGAUGGUCAGGGGUCCCUUUACCUUUACCUUUCUCCAGAUAGGGGCACAGCUGGGCCACCUGCUGGAACUGAUGGAAGGAACUCAGUGCCACGGAGGCCACCCAAGUUUCAAGAGCAGCCAUGGAUCCAGAAGAACCCUGAAGCUAUAUACCCACUCCUUCAGAGGAAGUGUAACCCCAUCAAGAGCAGGCAACCUGCCAGCCAUCCAGUCUAGAGAACUGCCGCCUAUCAGUGCCCCAGUCUUAAUCUGGAUUGAGCUUCAGUUUAUUGACUCUCAUCCAGCCCAUUACUGAGGCAAGACACUGGUCCAGCACUUCCGCUGCCUCACCUGCAGAUGUAAAGAGAAGUAGAGUGGUGUGCCAUCAGCCUACUGCUGACAAUGUACUCCAGAAUUAUGGAUAACCCCACUCAGCGGUUUCAUGUAGAUCAGGGGUCAGCAACUUAAGGCCCAUGGGCCAGAAGCGGCCUGCGGAGGUCGUUUGACCGGCACAUGAGCCGCUCCCGAACUGAGAUGCCCACUCACAUGCUGCGCUAAACUGGUGCAGGGACUGGUGCAGGGACUCGCUUCCGCGGCGCAAAAAAUCAUGUCUGCGUAGAAGCAAGUGCUGAAAAUCACAGGCGCGCACACGAUCCAGCCCAUGGAGGGAUCUCCGUGGGACCGAUAGAUACCGUAUAUACUCGAGUAUAAGCCGACCUGAAUAUAAGCCGAGGCACCUAAUUUUAGCACAAAAAAACUGGGGAAACUUAUUCACUCGAGUAUAAGCCGGUUCACCACACCAUAAACCUGGUGGUAGCGGCAGCAGUGGAGGAAGAACAAGCAGCCCAAAAGGGCUGCUUUUGGGCUGCUUGUUCCUCCUCUGCCGCUGCAAACAGCGGCAAGGGUGGCGAAGGAGGAAGGAGCAGUCCGAAAGCAGCUGUGCCUCUCCCAACCGCGGCUCCCUUGUGAGAGGCGGGCGGCGGUGGGACCAGCGGCGAGAAAGGGCUCCUUUUGGGCCGCUUGUCCCUUCGCCGCCGCCACCCGCCUCACUCGAGUAUAAGCCGAGGGGGGCUUUUUCAGGAUUAAAAAUAUGCUGAGAAAGUCGGCUUAUACUCGAGUAUAUACGGUAAACCUUGGUGACCCCUGAUGUAGAUGUUGAACAGUAUAGGGGAUAAAACUGAACCUUGGGGAACCCCACAUUGAAGGCUUCAGGGCCCAAAGAGCAUCACCCUUGGGAAUGAUCACCCAAGUAGAACCAGAACCAUCACAAAGCGGUGCCACACACCCCUAACUCGGACGUCUGCUCCAGAAGGAUACUGUGGUUGAUGGUAUCAAAAGCCACUGAGAGGUCAAGGAGAAUUAAGAGGGACACAUUUCUUUCUCUCCUGGCAGAGGUCAUCAUACAGGGCAACCAAAGCAGUUUAGGUGCCAAAGCUGGGCCUAAACCCCAAUUGAAAUGGCCCAUUAAUUGUGUCAUUAGUUACUAUGUGCAGGCUGCCUUUGGGAUUUUGAUAAUUAUGUAUUGCUGUUUUUAUCUUUUUGCUUUUUUGCAUGCGCCCUCAUUUUUGCCUAAAUGGCAAUUCACCUGCCAAGCAUAAUUUGUUUUUAUUUUGAUAGUCAAGCAGUAUAUAAAUUUUAUGAAAAAUAUAAUUCAUUGUGUUUCCCUUUGCCUUUUGGAUCUUCCCCCACAUCUUGGGACCUGAGUUUACAACUCGAAUGCCAUAUUGACCUCCACUGGCUGCAGUUGCUUGGCUGACAUUAACAGACGUCUUGGGGGUCUCUAGCCAGUUUCACACACAAUCUUGGCUGACUGUAUCUAGUCAAGCUGAGCUACUCAUUUUGGUCCAUUCUGUGAUGGUUUCCUCUCUUAGGGAGGGACUCCUAUCCUCCUCUCUUGAAGGAGGCAAUUGUGUGUUUUCUACUUUAGAAGUUAUCCCCUGAAUCUAACUAAUCUGGUCAGUUUUAUGGGCAAAGUUUAUUUGUUUGUUUGUUAAAUUUCUACCUUACCCUUCCUCUGAAAGGAUGGGGUGGUAGCUGUAUAGCUCUGGGACAUUCAGGAGGGAAAUGAUCAUAUAGAUCGUUAUCAAUCUGACUUCAGGCUAAGUUUUGGUUGGCAAAUGCGUUGAUAAACUGGUGGAUCUAUGCCAUGGGUAGGCAAACUAAGGCCCGGGGGCCAGAUCCGGCCCAAUCGCCUUCUCAAUCCGGCCCACGGACGGUCCGAGAAUCAGCGUGUUUUUACAUGAGUAGAAUGUGUCCUUUUAUUUAAAAUGCAUCUCUGGGUUAUUUGUGGGGCAUAGGAAUUCGUUCAUUAUUUUUUUUCAAAAUAUAGUCCGCCCCCCCCAAGGUCCCCCCCCAAGGUCUGAGGGGCAGUGGACCGGCCCCCUGCUGAAAAAAUUUGCUGACCCCUGAUCUAUGCAGUGCUUUUUUUCUGGAGGGGCGCAGGGUUACGCAUACCCGUAAACAUUUUGUGAAUCUAAGUUUGGCCUUAUUUCAAUAUGAGUAGGAAAAUGAGAGUACCCCUAAACAUUUUUUUUAAAAAAGUACUGGAUCUGUGUCAAGAGAUAUAUAGGGGCCUAUCUGUUAUGUACUGAAGUUCUCACCCUGGGCCAGCAGGGGGAUACUGUAGAUAGUUAUGCAAAUGAAGGAUCGCAAAUGAAGUGAUUGGAUAGUUUUAGAAUGUUGCAACAGUUACAAUUGUUCUGUAGCUCUAUAUAAGCAGGCUGACUGAGCUUCUCAACCAGUUCUGUUCCAGCUUACAAAAUAAAGAGCUGCUUUGGAGAAAUCGCUGUGUCGUCUGCUAUGUCAACCCACAACUUAACACUAUCCAAGCAGGCUGAUUUUCUUGGAUCUCUGUUGUGACCUUUUGAGGCAUUGCAAUGUGGAGUCUCCUUGUUAGGAAGAUCUCAGAAAGUAAUCUUGAUGCAUUUAUGCUUUGCACUGCUUUGUGGAAUUUGUCUAGUGGAGCUCCUCAAGAUCUGAUCUUCUCCACCACAUUCUUCAAUAUCUACAUGAAACUUCUAGGAGCAGUGUAUUUGGAGAUCUGGCAUGAACUUACCACCACUUGGGUGGCAAAAAGCUGCCUAUAGAUAAAAUGGCACCAAUAAGUUGAUUACACCCAGCUCUACUUUUUUCUGCCAGGCCUGGGUGAGGAAGUGGUAAUUGAGAACAGAUGUCUGGUGGCAGUGAUAGACUACAGGAAGAAGAAUAAAAUGAAACCCAUACGCUGAGAUCUUCAGAAGAAUACCUGCUCCAAUUAAAAACCCUACAUACCGUAUUUUUUGCUCUAUAAGACUCACUUUUCCCCUCCUAAAAAGUAAGGGGAAAUGUGUGUGUGACUUAUGGAGCGAAUGCAGGCUGCGCAGCUAUCCCAGAAGCCAGAACAGCAAGAGGGAUCGCUGCUUUCGCUGAGCAGCGAUCCCUCUUGUUGUUCUGGCUUCUGAGGUUCAGAAUAUUUUUUUUCUUGUUUUCCUCCUCCAAAAACUAGGUGCGUCUUAUGGUCUGGUGCGUCUUAUAGAGCGAAAAAUACGGUAAGUUUGAGAGUGGCAUGAAGGUGCAAUGGGAUCUGCUCUUCAGAAUGCACUCCCUAGGGAAGCUUGCCAUGCAAGUUCUCUUCUUAUCCUCCAGAAACUUUUUGUUCCAAGUUGGUAUUUGGGAUGGGAGGCAGAUGUUGCUUUACUGAGUGGGUAAUAUACAACUAAUAUUUGGAGCGGCCCCAUUGAAAUUUGCUGAGAAUGAUUAAAUAUUGCCCACUGUUUCUUCUGUAGUGCUUUAUUUCUUUCAUUUAUAAAAGUAUUUAUAUGCCACCAGAUCGUAAAACACCAGUGUGGUACGCAACAAUAAAACAUAAAAGUGCAUUUGAAAUAGUACAACAUAAUCGGAAAAAUGACUUGCUAAUUCAGAAUGUUUUAAGCAGUUGCAGGCGGAAUAAAAAAAUAACUGAGAGACGCCUCAGCGUCAAAAUCAAGAAUGCCUGCCGGAAAAGUAUUUCUAUAGCAAGGGAGCAACAAAAUUAAAUACCUGGUAUCUACUUGAAGCCAGUUUAGCUUCUGUGAUAUGGGGGAAAUCUGGAUGCUCUCAGGGACUGAGCUGUGAUGUAAGCAUUCAAUUGGUCUUUAAGAUAUGUGGGACCCUAGUUCUUCAGGGCUUUAUAUACCAAUCUGAGCCAGUAGCAUAUGGGAGCCGGUGCAUAUAUUCUAGCAGAGAUGUCUCAUACUGUUGGUUGUCUGCCCCACCAGCAGUCAGUAGCUUGCUGAGACCCUCAAAGCCAGAACUAUUCUAUCAUUUUCUGGCCAAAUUCAUACAGUCUCCUUUCCAAAAAUCUUGGUCCCUACUCAGACUAAGACAGACAAGUUUCAUAACUUCAUCCUACCCUCUUGCUGAGUUGAUCUUUCAAAUGGCCAGUGAUUUCCCGUAAAUUAGCAUUCAUUCUUAAUUGCACAGUCAUAAAGUGUUAGAAGGAAUUCAGGCAUGGUAGCCCAUAACAGUAUUUUGAAAUCUACGCAAUCGCAUAAAUCAGGGUUGAUAUUGUUGCUAUGCAGUGCCAUUUGUGCCGUUUUCCUAGUGUGAGACUCGAUUCCUAUUCACUAGCUAAGUUUUUCUUCCAGCCAGGUGCAGGUUAACAAGAGCCUUGCCAUUGUGAACACCUCUGAAUCUUGAGAUAGGGUAAGAAAUUCUGAUGUUUAAAUAUGUUAAGGUUGUGCUAUUCAUAGCUGUCAAGCGUCCCUUAUUUGGCGGGACAGUCCCUUAUCCCAGCGCCAUGUCCCGCUGCUGUCCCUUAUUGAUGAUGUCCCUUAAAUAAGCUACUGAAAGUAAUGGGACCCUUUCUGUGUCCAGCUGUCCUUUGUCAACAACAAAUUGUUGCCUUUUUUGUGUGUGUUGAAUAUGUGUGAUAUGGUAAUUUAUGGACCUAAUAGGUAUCUAAAGCCAUUUGCACGCAACAAAAUAUGCAUUUUAUCAAAGUAAUUGUUGAUCCCUUAUUUUCGAGGCUGCUGGUCCCUUAUUUUCAAAUCUGUAAGUUGACAGCUAUGGUGUUAUUUUAAUUCAUUUAAAACAUUUAUAUGCUGACUUUGAGAAAACCCUUCCAAGAAGGCUUACCCUAGAACAUGGUUUUAUUUUCUUGAUUGCUCACUGAUUUUACACUCCAUGAUAUGUCUUCAUGAGCAGGAGAUUGCUGCUGUUUGCAGGCUUCUUUGGCUUUCCACGGGCUUCUGCCUGGCCACUGUGGGAACAGGAUGCCCCUUAGUUCUCCAAGGGCAUCGAUAUGAUGACAAGGGAACCGUUAUUAGAGUUAGUUGUAGGGCAAUUACAUUGAUCUCCUUUCAGCACUAAUCCGUGCGAUGAUGACAGGGAUCCCCUCCAAAGUAUCUGCAGAGGAGAACAUGCUGCAAAAAUGUUGAUAGGCACCGACUGUUUGAUAUGGAAACUGUUAAGUUGUGGGUAGACAUAGCAGACGACACAGCGAUUCUUCAAACAGCUCUUGUUUAUUCACAGGCCAAAACAGAACUGAACUGAAGGGUUCAGUCAGCCUGCUUAUAUAGAGCUCCAGUACAACGUAACCGUAACAAUUUUCUAAAACUAUCCAAUCACUGAACGUCACUUUCAAUCCCUUAUUUACAUAACUAUCUACAGUAUCCCCCUGCUGGCCCAGGGUGAGAACUUUAGUACAUACCGUAUUUUUUGCACCAUAGGAUGCACUUUUUCCCUCCUAAAAAGCAAGGGGAAAUGUGUGUGCGUCCUUUGGAGCGAAUGCAGGGGGGAGGCAGGCGGGAAAAGCCCCCAAGAGCCGCACACAAGCUCUGUGCGCUCUUGCGGGCUUUUCCACAGGAGGGAGAAGGGACUGACUGGCCACAUCAUUCCCUUCUCCCACCUCCCAGAAAAGCCAGGAGAAGCCGCGAUCUCUUUAAAGGGGUUGCGCGGCUUCUGCGGGCUUUUGCGAGAGGUGAGGGAAUUCCCCCACCUCCCAGGAAAGCCAGGAGAAGCCGUGCAGCCCUUUUAAAGUGCGCGCGGCUUCUGCCGGUUUUGCGGGAGGUGGGGGAAUCCCCCCACCUCCCAGUAAAGCCAGGAAAGCCCUGCGCAGCGUCUCCCGGCAAGGAGAGGCAGCACGGGGCUAAAGGGGAAGCCAAAGCAGUGAGCGGGAUCCAUCCUGCUCGCUGCCUUGGCUUGUGCCAUAGCCCCGCUCAACCCCUCCGGCAGGGAGAGGUUGUGCGCAGCCUGUACGCUGCUCUUUGGGGCUGGGGGGGGAAUAUUUUUUUUCUUGAUUUCCCCCCCUAAAAACUGGGUGCGCCCUAUGGUCUGGUGCGCCCUAUGGUGCGAAAAAUACGGUAACAGAAACAGAUGAUAUUUAGGUAAACUGCUUCACAUGGAGGCUCCCAUUCAGCUGAUAGCGAAUAGUCGUUGAUAGGAUUUUCCUCUCAAAUAUUCUCUCUCCUACAUGAAUGAGUCUGAUCUUUUUAAAAGAGUCACCUACAUUAAGGAUCCCUGCAGUGUGUCUUACGGCAGUGAAUUCCACAACAAUGGGUUGUUUGUAGCACUUUUGUCCUUCUUCAGCCUGUUGUCCAUUAAUUUCAUCGGCCCUGCUUACAAAUCAUCUGAAGCCAUAGUUAAACCAUGGCAUUUCAGUAGUAUUUGUGUGCCAUGGCUCACAGUAAAUAUUGCAUCUGCAAAGUAUGGACCAAUGUUCAUUUAUUAACUAAAUUUCAUGCAAAGCAAAGAAUAAAGCAUAGCAGGAACAUUUUGUGUACAAUGCAAGGGCUGGGUGGGAGAUUUGAUAGUUUCUAUUUGGAAAGAAGGUUUUUCUAAAAAAAGACUCUACCCAAAUAAGUCAUUGGACGUGUCUGGAAGCGUGCAGAGUGCUGUUUUCCUUUUGAUAGCUGGGGCAGACUUUUUAGCAGUUACAUUUGGAGACACAUCAUUCUGAUAUCCCCCAUAAGUUUGCUCUUGCUCAGUACAAGAGUAAGAAUUGUCUGCUUUUUUUGUAUCCACCCAGUUCACUGAUCUGAGCAUUCCUCUUGGUUCGAAGGAGGUGAUUCAAGCAGAGGUUACAAAAUCCAUUACUUUUGUAGCCUUUCCUGAAAAUAGCAGCAGCUUCCUCUUAAUGUGGGUCCUGCUGCAUCUCUGCAUUGGGAAUAACUGAAUCAUCAAUCAAUCAAUCAAUCAAUCAAUCAAUCAAUCACACCUGAUACAAGUGAAUGAUCACUCUCCAGAAGAGGUUGAUUGGAAGGGGCCCAGUCCAGACAACAAAUUAUGCAAAAAUUUGGUAGGAUAAGAACCCCCCAUGGAUAAGAACCUUGGGUGUGUUUAAUUAUUUGUUUCUUGUGUUCAGUCAGUUUGAGAAUUGUUCAUGGAGAGAGGAGAGCGCUUCCUAUCUCUCUGUGUGCAUUUCUGCAUUUUGUACCAUUUCCUUUUUCAGGUUCAUAUCCGUUUCCCACCCAAUAUAUGUUUGUUUAACUUUAAUAAAAUGUGUGUAAGCAAAGGUUUUAGAUCCCCAGGGGUCUGGUUAGAUAUCACUACUUCCUAACAUUCUCCCUUCCUUUUAAUAUCUCAAGCUCAGGAUAAUGAUUUUCCAGAUGCAUCAGCUUUCAGUGUUUACGUUGACUCUCACUUAGUAGACUCUCACUUUAUUUUCUGCCAAAGGCCGUAGCCUUUUCCAGGCUCUUAAUAUUGUCUCACUCUGGACCUACUGGCCUGUGCAGAUGGUCCUUAAUCAGUUGCCAACUUGCAGUUUGGACGUUCUGCUCCUAAAGGAAGCACAAGAAAUGCCUGGUGCUAAAUCAAAAUGGCGAUACUGCAACCAGUAAGUGGCUUUUCCGACAGGCUUUUUACUUUCCUUAUUGCAAUUUGCGUUUGAUUGGAAAACACUGGCUUGUGUUAAACGAUAAACCAAACUGGGGCUUACUGGGGCUGCACAAAUGUGACAGCUCCUGCAGAGGAGGUUUCAGCUGUAGUGUGAGCAGGAACUAAAGUGAUUUAGAAAUGGUUGUAUGGGGGGGGGGAGGGAGGGAGGAAUCAGUUCUGGGUGUCACCAGCAGGGAAAGAAAGCUACGUUUGCUAGCAGCACACCGCUAAGUAAAGUUUGUUCCUUCUGAUCCAGUCUCUGCGGCUUCUUUGUAAUCUUGCAAAUGCUACAUGCAGCCGUCCAGUGAGCUCCCCUCCCCCUGGAUGCUGCUCAGCAGAUUGGUGGAAGAAGUCCAAAAGAGUGGACAACCUUUUCUUUCUGGCCCUAAGGGCACCAUUGGCGCUGGACAGCUUCUACUGGAUUUGGCUCCAUGGAAGGCAGAAGACCGUUACAUCUACAGCUGCCCUUCUGCUUCUGGCAGACUCUUCCUAUCAGUAGCAGAGGUGCUGCAACAGAAGCAGCCUCACUCGGUUUUUGUACUACGCAACCAGUUCAUAAACUUGUCUCUGCUCAAGCUAGGCAGCUUCCUUAGAGGUUGGGAAUGGGGAUGCAAUGGCUGUUCUUCCAUGGAGGCAGGGGAUAGGCGGAAAGGGGGAAUCUUCUCUUGCCAUGUCCUUCUUCCUUCUUUCUACAAAGAAGUAAGUGUCCAUACUAGUUGGAAAGUAGCAGUAAAAUUUUAAUAACUUAAUUUAUAGUAGAAAAGAGAAGGUUACUAACACACACAUCCCCAAAAGUAGUGAAACAGCAAUAGCAGCAUUUUCUCUGUAAUGGGGGGGCGGGGGGGCGGGACGAUGACAACAAAGUAUCCUCCCAAUCUUUUGAGCCUGUGGUCAAUCCAGCCAAGAGUGGAAAAGACUGACCUCUACUACUGGACUAUUAAGCUCAUCCCUAAUUAGUUAUUUACAUUCACUUAUCUGUGGAGCGCAAAGAUUUGAGAGAGGCCACAGGCAGGGGUUGAAGCAGUAAAACUGACCCUGGACUUGACCGCAUUGGGAAAUGGUUCGCCACAGGGAAAAAGAAAAAUUCCUGUACAUAGAAAGCAACAGACUGCAGCUUGGGAUAAGGAGAAACUUGGUCCACUUUGCAUUUUACCUAAUUCACGCUUCCUGAGGCAGACUGCAAACUGAAAUGCAGCUGCCCUUCAAAAUUUGCGCUUCUCCAAAUUUUGUGACAGCCAAAAACUGCACAACAGCGUAUAUUUGGGGGGGAAAGCAUUCAUAAAAAGGGGAAUUGUACACAAAUGCCUUUUUUUAAGGACUUCUUUGUAAAAAAAAAGAAAAAAGCAAUCUGAUAAGUUUGAUGUUGUAUAGUUGAGGAACAGUUUUACUCCUACCAAAGCGUAGUCACCUGAUCUUUUUCUACAACACUGACAUAAUUGUUGAUAUCUGAUGGUUCCAUGCCUUCUGUUGGACAAGCUUAGUUUGGUGGAGUACAGCAGCUAGACAAUUUUCAUUCUCCAGUUGAUAUCAGCCGUGCUAGAAGCUCUAACCACUCUUUCCUCCCACCUUUGUGAGAUCUGGGUUACCAUUUCACAAGCAGCUUGCUUCAGCAAGAGUGCCGGUCCUUCCGUUCUAGUGAUCUACUGUUAGAAACCCCAAUGUUUUCUCCACAGACUUCUGUUUUUACAGAACAGCAAGAAAUUGUCAUUUAAGUAUUAAGGAAAACGUAGUCUAGACUUAGGUGAGCUCAUUUCAUAACAAAAUAUGGGAAUGAGGAAAACACAUUUCUUGACCAUAAAAGGGCAGCCUGCAAGUUGACAGUCAUUUCUCCCUCCCCCAUCCAGAGCAGAAAGCUGCUACUAACUGGUCCAGAGAUGCAAGUUGCAAAAAGCUAACACAUUAAGGCUGAAAUUCUCAACGCACUUGGUAGGGAAUAAGUUCUAUGGAGCGCUGUAUGACUGACAUCUGAAUAAGUAUACUUAAAAUUGCACUGUUACUAUAUUGUACAGUUUUGUGGACCAGAGUCUACAACUAAAAGUAGUGAUGCUACGAAAAACAUGAGGGCAACUGUGGGCUAACAGGCUACUUCACCCCCCCUUUUUUUCUUUUGCUAGAAAGAAAAAUGAGUUUUAUAUUUACAGAGCAAAAGUGCAUAGUCAGGGUCUCUGCAUUAUUAAGGCAUAACUAAUACGGGAUAUGGCAUCUUGAGAUGUUCAGCUUAGAGCAUCUGCUGUGUUGGAGGUGGUCAGUCUACUAUUCUCUGACUUCUUUGCAAGAUCCCAGCAACCAGCAGUCUCUAGCUGCUGGUCCACUGGUGUCCCACCAGUGGUUUUAUCUUCUGCUCACUCCUGAUAUUGAUAUACUUAAUGCGUUAUAUAAUCACACAUGAUUUUCCCACUCCACUUCAUUGGCUGCUAUUUGCAGGAGUGAGAAACUUGCAUGAUGUUACAAAGGCAGAGUGGAAGAAGAUGGUGUGAGAUUCUUGUUUUUAAUGGUAGUCGUAAGUCUGCUGUAAUAUUUGAUUCCGACCGUACACUUAGUAAUAAACACACACAUCUUUGCUCUUCUCUGUGACCACCACGAGGGACACUGUGAAUACACAGGCUUACGGAUCGUGCAUGGAUUCAGUUUUGCCAUGUAAAAAUUCAGCUGGUAUCAGUGGAAUGUAUGUGUGAAUUAGAACCUUACAGCAAGAACUCCUGAGAUCAGGGUGCAGGUCACAUUUUUCUGAGAGUUUAAAAAAUAGGAAUGAUAUGCUUGCCAUUCAUGUCUACAUGCAUGUUCCAAAUUCCAUCCCUGGCCUCUCCAGUUAAAUGAAUCUCAGAGAGUAGGGAUAUGAGAGAUUUCCAUGUGAGAUUCUGGAGAGCUCCUGCCAUUCAUAGCAGACAAUAUGAUCUUAUUCAGUACAGUAUAAGGCAGAUUCAUAGAUUUUUUUCCUAGCUCAAUCAGAAAGCAGGCAAAAAGCCCAGUGUUAAUUCCUGGCACCUCCAGCUAUAGGGGUCCAGAACAGCUGGGCUGGAAAGGGUUACGGCCAGUCACAGUAGAUAAUAUUGAGCGUAAAGAGCCAAUGGUUUGUCUAAAGAAGCUUCAUAUGACCAUAUGAAUUUGGGGGAAAGCUUGCAUGAAUUUAUUGGCCGUUUGGUAUUGCACACACAGUUUGUAAAACUUUCCACCUGCAAAAUAUUGAAAAGAAAAUGAUGGAAAGAAAAACAACCACCAACAACCAGUUGACUAUGUAAGCUCAUUUGUUUGUCUCCAAGUUGACUCUUGGUUGUUUUUUUUCCAGAUCUUACACGUGAACAAGGUGAUGUCCAUCUUGUUUUAUGUGAUAUUCCUUGCUUAUCUCCGUGGCAUCCAGUCUACCAACAUGGACCAAGGGAGUUUACCAGAAGAUUCAAUAAAUUCUCUCAUUAUAAAACUUAUUCAAGCAGACAUCUUAAGAAAUAAGAUCUCCAAGCAAAUCACAGAUAUAAAGGAUAGUGUUCAAGACACAAUGAAGAAAACAGAGACUGCUGAGCCUGAUAUGGAUGGCAAUGAAAGUGUGAAACUGGAUUUCCAACCGGUUAUCUCAAUGGAUACAGAACUACUAAAACACCAGAAACGCUACAGCUCCCCCAGGGUCCUCCUGAGUGACAAUACCCCAUUGGAACCCCCACCAUUAUACCUUACGGAGGAUUACAUUGGCAGUUCUGUGGCGGCAAACCAAACGUCUCGGCAGAAGAGGUUUGCUGAAAACAAGAGUCAUCGUGGGGAGUAUUCCGUGUGUGACAGUGAGAGCCGAUGGGUCACUGACAAAUCUUCUGCUAUUGACAUUAGAGGACACCAGGUUACUGUGCUGGGAGAAAUCAGAACAGGGCCUUCCCCAGUCAAGCAAUAUUUUUAUGAAACAAAGUGUAAACAAGCCAAACCUGCCAAAAGUGGCUGCCGUGGUAUAGAUGAUAAGCACUGGAACUCCCAGUGCAAAACAUCCCAAACAUUUGUACGAGCAUUGACUUCAGAAAACAAUAAACUUGUAGCCUGGCGAUGGAUAAGAAUAGACACUUCUUGUGUGUGUGCAUUAUCCAGAAAAAUUGGACGAACAUAGGUCUGUGCCUCUCCGUCGUAUAAAUUAUUAUGUCUAAAUUAUAUGAUAUGCAUGUAGCAUAUAAAUGUUUAUAUUGUUUUAUAUAUUAUAAGUUGUCCUUAUUUAUUAAAUUCCAGAAAACUGCCAUGUGUGUAUGUAUAUGUGUAUGUAUAUACAUAUAUAUACAUAUAUAUAUGCAUGCACAUAAACAACACCAAUUAAAAAACAGUAAAGUAUGGAUAUCUACAAUUGGCUACACCAGUUUUCAUGACUGCUUGUGACUUCUGUUCCUCUUCAGCCUUCCAUAAGUUGCCUGUAAAAUCUUUGUGUAACAUUGGUAUUUUUUCGCCCAGAACUGUCAAUCCACUGACUUUCAUGGAGUAAACCUGUUAAAAGAAAUUAGAUCAAGUUGCCGAGACUUCUGUACAUGCUUUUCCAUUCCUUGAUGAUAAGAUUAAAUAUAUAGUGUUUAACUGUAUCCCUUCCUCCCAAAAACAAAAUUAAUCAAUGUAGGCUAUAGCCAGCAUUGACUAGUAAUAAUAUUCAUUUUCUGUAUGUUCUUCCAGCUUAACCAUUAGAGUUACCAUUUAUCCCCCCCCCCAUCCUGUCCCUGU